GGAUCAGCUCCCCUCUAUAAUGUGAAUGAACAGUGUUUCUGGCUGGGGAAUCCACCAAAACCACAAACCAGAGAAAGCAUUGCCAGGCAGGCUUGGUCUGUGUCCCUCCCUGGCCCUCUCUGCCUGUGUUCCCAGCAGUGGUGGUGGUGGUGUCAGACUGCUUUCUGCAUUGAGAGGUGGAUUGGAUCUGUAGCCCUCCAUGUAUGACAAUUUGUACCUGCAUGGAUUUGAAGAUUCGGAGGCGGUAAGCAUUCUGUGUACCCCCAUCCCUCCCUCCAACCCCCCACCCCCAAUUUUCAUUUUUUAAAUAAUAUUUAUUUAUCUUUUUUUGUGCAAAAUAUUUAUUUUAGCAUUUCAGGUGAUGCAGGAGAAUGACAGAUGUGUGAAUGAUACAGAGACUUGAUUUUUUUGUGCUGCAUUUUGAAGGUACAUGCUGUCUUCUAAAAGCUUAAAAUAUCCCUUUUUUUUUUUUGCUCUACACCAGGCAUAUUAACCCUUUCAAGACCAUAGAGCUGUGUAGUGCAAUGUGAUUUUCUACCCAUGGUGCUUCAGAGGUUACACCAUAAUCAUAAAUAAUUCCCUAUUUAUUAUACCAUAUCCAUCUAAAAUGCAUCCCCCAUCCCAUCCCAAAGGAUAUUUUGUUUAAAUCAAUGUGCUUUCUGAUUAUGUUUACAUGCAGUGCAAUAGCCUGCUGCAUUGGAUAGAAAAUCUGGAUUCAAAUCUCAUAAUAACUGAGCUCACACCCUGGAUGGAUUCAGUGGAACCUAGAUUCAUUUUAUUUAGUGUUACAUUGUCACUCAACAGCAAUCCUGAGCAUUCUGUUCCUGAAUGUGUUUCACCUUUGGCCAGGUGUUUGAAACAUCAGGGUGAAAUAUUGGCAAAAAUCUUUUUUUUUUUUUUUUUUGUACUGGUGUAACUUUAUCAGGGAGGGUCCUUAUAUAAGGGUAUUGUGUUUGACAAUAGAAAAGGAUUGGUUUAAAAUUCUAACUGCAUACAGUUGGUCUAAUAUUUGAGAUGAAAAACCUAUAUAUGUGACUCAUUGUCAUAAACAAGUUUUAUUAUAUAAUAUGCAAUGGGUUAUCAUGAAAAACCCCAUGUAAUACGUCAUUGCAGAUGUGCAAACCUUGUGCUUUGAUCAUCACAGGGGGAACUGAUAGGGCUGGUUUUAUGACAGUUCUUAGAAUCUCAUACUGUUACUCAUUGUACAACAGGGAACUACAACUCCCAUGAUGAUUUAACAGCCUUAAUACUGGCAAAGCAUCAUGGAACUUGUAGUUAAGUAAUAGCUAGUCAUUCCUGCUUUAGCUAUUUUACGACUGGUUGGCUAUCUGUACUAAAACAUGUGGCUCCUUUGAAUUAUGUGGCUGACAGCCUGGCAGACUGCUAUACUAAAAACGUGACUGGCUGGCUAGCUGACUGGCUACCUCCUAUUGAAAUAUGUGGCUGGCAGCCUGGCAGACUGCUAUACUAAAAAUGUGACUGGCUGGAUAGCUGACUGGCUAUUGAAAUUGAAAUAUGUAACUGGUUGGCUGCUGCACUAAAAUGUGGCUGGCUGUACUAUACAUUUGGCUAGCUGUAUUAUAAAUGUGACUAGCUGUACUAUACAUUUGGCUAGCUGUAUUAUAAAUAUGGCUAGCUGUAUUAUAAAUGUGGCUGACUGUAUUAUAAAUCUGGCUAUCUGUACAGUAAAUGUGGCUAGCUGUACUAUAAAUGUGGCUAGUUGUACUGCAAAUGUGGCUGGUUGUACAGUAAAUAUGGCUAGCUUUACUGUAAAUGUGGCUAACUGUACUAUACAUGUGGCUGGCUGUACAGUAAAUGUGGCUAGCUGUACUGUAAAUGUUGGUAGCUGGACAGUAAAUGUGGCUAACUGUACUAUAAAUAUUGCUGGCUGUACUAUAAAUGUGGCUAGCUGUACUGUAAAUGUGGCUAGAUGUGCUAUAAAUGUUGCUGGCUGUACUAUAAAUGUGGCUAGCUGUACUGUAAAUGUGGCUAGAUGUAAGUAAAUGUGUCUAGCUGUACUAUAAAUGUUGCUGGCUGUACUAUAAAUGUGGCUAUAUUGUAAAUGUGGCUAGCUGUACAGUAAAUGUGGCUAGCUGUACUAUAAAUUUAGCUAGCCAUAUUGUAAAUGUGGCUAGAUGUACUGUAAAUGUGGCUGGCUGAUACCAUGUUUGACAGAGGGAUUGAUUGCAGACCUAGUCCGUGUUUUCGCACAAGAAAAGCCAUAUGGGCAGUGCUGCUGGCGGAGAGGGUGCCCAUGACCCAGUUUCUCUGCCAUCCAAUGCCUGUGUCAGUGUUUGAUGGUUCCAGUUACAGUGUAUCAGCUCAGGUCGAGAGGCCCAGGGAGCUCCUUGUAAGCUGCCUGCAGAGGAUGUGCAGAGCCUGUUAGAGACCAUUUAAUUCCAUCCUUUCUGGAGGUGGAAGAGGAGGAGGAGGGCUGCUGGUAACGGAAGAGACACACUCCUCUCAGGGGGAUGUAUUCUUUGUGUGAAAGCAGCGACUCACAUUGGAGGGAAAAUCAGAAAGGAGCACACUGACUCUAAUGUUAUAGGAAUGGCCACCCAUGCCUGUUACUAUAACGUGUUUCUAGCUAUUCAAUUCUCCAUCUGUCCAUUAUCUAUCUAUCUAUCUAUCUAUCUAUCUAUCUAUCUAUCUAUCAUCUAUCUAUCACUCUAUCUAUCAUCUAUCUAUCUAUCUUUCUAUCACUCUAUCUAUCUAUCUAUCUAUCUAUCGAUCUAUCAUCUAUCUAUCUAUCUAUCUAUCUAUCAUCUUUCUAUCAAUCACCACUCUAUCUGUCAUCAAUCUAUCUAUCUAUCUAUCUAUCUAUCUAUCUAUCUAUCAUCUAUCUAUCUAUCUAUCUAUCUAUCUCUCACUCUAUCUAUCUCUAUCUAUCUAUCUGUCUCUCUGUCUGUCUGUCUAUCUAUAUAUCUAUCUAUCUCUCUCUCUCUCUAUCUGUCUAUCUAUCUAUCUAUUAUCUAUCUAGCUAUCUAUCUAGCUAUCUAUCUGUCUGUCUAUCUGUCUGUCUGUCUAUCUAUCUCUCUAUCUAUCUAUCUAUCACUCUAUCUCUCUAUCUAUCUAUCUAUCUAUCACUCUAUCUAUCUAUCUGUCUAUCUAUAUGUCUGUCUGUCUAUCUAUCGAUCUAUCUAUCUAUCUAUCUAUCUUUCACUCUAUCUAUUUAUCUAUCUAUCUAUCUAUCUGUUUGUCUGUCUAUCUAUCUCUAUCUAUCUAUCUAUCUAUCUAUCUAUCUAUCUAUCAUCUAUCUAUCUAUCUAUCUAUCUAUAUCUAUCUAUCUGUCUGUCUGCCUGUCUGUCUGUCUGUCUCUCUGUCUGUCUGUGUCUGUCACGUUAGAAUGUUGCUAGUAUUCAUACAUUAUUUUGUUUGCAUUUUUUGUUAAUGACAGUCUGUUACUUUAAUUCACAAAUAAAGCCAUGUUGCUGAACUGUGCUUAGUUUAUAAUAUACUGUCAGUUUAUUAAAGGACAAUUGUUAUUUUCCACGUUUUUUUUUAAUCUUUUCUUUACUUACCCUCUAUAUAGUGUAACCCCAAGACCAGUUUAAUCGCUAAAGUGUACGUUUUUGGGAAUUCACAGUUCAUUUAGAAAGUAGUUGUCAAGCCUCCUGUAACUUUUGCUCUUUCAAAAGAGCAUCCAAUUUCAUUCUAUUCAAUCCUGUUCUAGCAAAUGUAUAGUUUGAGUAAAACUAAACUAUUAAAAAAAUAGGCCUGUGUUCCACCUGUUAGUCAUAUCUUCAGCAUAGACUCUAUGCCAGUGAUGGUUAACCAUGACACCAUAAAUUGUUUCUGGACUACAUUUCCCAUGACGCUCAGAUAGCUUUUCGACUCUAGGAGCUAGCUGAGCAUCAUGGGAAAUGUAGUCCAGAAACAUUUUAUGGUGUCAAGGAUAGCCAUCACUGCUCAAUGCCGAAGAAUUGACAGAGUAGAGAGAACAGAAAGGACCUCCCAUUGACCAUAGUCCUUCUGCUCUCCACAAAUAGCAACCACAGCGCAUGUACUCUGGUUGCUAUGGAAACUACCUAACUGAUGCUACUUGCGCUGCUACGGAGUAUAGGAACAUAGUGACAUGAUGUCACUCCGUUCAAAUUCACACCGUCAAUGAAGACAGCGUGUCGACGUCAGACACAGGAGGUCUGUCCUGUUAGGAAUAUAAAUAUGUAUUGCAAACGCUAUAGUGCCUUAAUCACCGUUUAGAUCACUGCGCCAGCACUGCCAUGUUAAAAGAGAUAGUAAACUCACCUUUUUCUCCCUCACCGCAAUGGUCUCUCUGCUCAAGCUCCACCUCUUUGGCAGAGAUCAUUAAGAUCGAUGAUCUCAGCCAAUUCAAUAUUGACCCAUAGGAAAGCAUUGGGAGGCUAGCACGCAUGCGCGGCAAAAUGCCACGCUGUACCGGUCAGACGUCUCUCUGAAACCGUCUGAUUAAAGUAAGCAGAGUUUUACGCGCUAAUUUUAUGGAAGCACCUCUAGUGGCGGACAUAUUGACAGACACUAGAGGAAGUUUAACCCUGUAGAGAAAACAUUGCUGUUCAGGCUGGGGGAUUAAGCCAAAUUUUGAUAACUCAUCACAGGUUUUAUUAGACUUGAAGGUUUAAAUGUGAGAUUCCCUGAUUGGGUUAUUUACUAAACAGUGAGUUUUGGGAUUUGAUCUUUGCAUUUCAUCUGUUAGGUCACAGUAAGUGAUUCUGCAAAAAAGUCUGCCAGUUCCCUGUUUAGUAUAUAAUAUAUGAUACAUACAUCCAAUAAAUCAUUUGACAACUAAUAUGGUACCCGCCAGAAAAGCAUUUCUUACUCACUAUAAGAGCGGCCUGCAGACCUAGACUGCAGAAUUUACAUUUUACCUUUUCUGUGGAAACAAAUACUGACCAAUAUGUACUUCUUUAUUGUUUGUUAUUGACUCUGGUAUGGAUUAUAUUUUUCCUAAUUUUUUGGAGAAAUAAUUCUUGCAAAAUGCAAAAUUUAUAAUAAUCAAAUUUUCUCCUGGUGAGUUAUGUUUUCAAUCUUGUAUAUUUUACAAUCCUUAAAAAAUAUAUUAUGUAUGUAAGGAAGAUGUGUAAAUGUGUUUGUAACAGAUGCAGUAAAACUGCAACAAAAUUAACAUCUGUGUCUACAACUAUCAUCACCAGAAAUAAAUGACAACAAACUAGCAAGAUUACAUAAUUCUUAAAGGACCACUAUAGUGCCAGGAAAACAAACUUGUUUUCCUGGCACUAUACUCUUAGGUCCCUCCCACCCUCAGGGAGCCCCUCCCGCUGGGCUGAAGGAGUUAAAACCCCUUCAGCCAUUUACCUUAAUCCAGCGCUGGGCUCCCUCGGCUCUCGUGACCUCUCCUCCCCCUCCGACGUCAGCUCCCGAGUGGAAAUCAUUAACCAAUGCUUUCCUAUGGAUGUUCUGCGUGCUCAAUGCGAUUUUCGCAUUGAGCGUCGUAGUGGCGCCUCUAGCGGCUGUCAGGAAGACAGCCACUAGAGGUUGGAUUAACCCUGCAAUGUAAACAUAGCAGUUUUGGAGAAACAGCUAUAUUUACAUCUGAAGGGUUAAAACCUGGGGGAUCUGGCACCCAGACCACAUCAUUGAGCUGAAGUGGUCUGGGUGACUAUUAAGAUUAUUAUAAUGAUUGUUUUGCAGGCUAUCCAUUAAAAAGGCAGAGGCAUUCACCAUUUAAAAAAAAAAAAUUUUUAGCAAAAGGUUUUCACUAUACUCUAGCAUUUCCUUACAAAAGUGUUAGAUGUGCCCUUUUAUGCCUACUGUACUUUGCGGAGGCUCAGAUAAGAUAUAUGGUAUAUGGGUGGGGGGGGGGGAGGAGGUUGUUUACUAAUCAUCACACUUGCAGCUAAAAAUAAUUAAAAAUGCAUUUAGUUAUCUAACAUCUGGUUUUGUUUGCUAAAAGUUUUCUAAAUACUUUCAUUAGUCCCUGGCCUUAUCUUAUAGUUAGGAUAGCCUUAUGCCUAUCCCACGCAUGCUUAAACUCCUUCACUGUGUUAACCUCUACCACUUCAGCUGGAAGGCUAUUCCAUGCAUCCACUACCCCCUCAGUAAAGUAAUACUUCCUAAAAUUAUGUUUAAACCUCUGCCCCUCUAAUUUAAGACUAUGUCCUCUUGUUGUUGUAGUUUUUCUUCUUUUAAAUAUACUCUACUCCUUUACUGUGUUAUUACCAUGCAAACUUGGAUAGAUUUUCACUUGAUAAUAUCGAUAGUAAUAUAAUGUCUGCAUUAUUUGUGCAACUGACCACUCCAACACAGUUUCAUAGAAAAUCAGGGACUGUUGCCCAUAGCCUCAUAACACUAUAAGCACUACAAUAAGCUGUAGUGGUUGUGGUGCUUAGAGAAUCCCUUGAAUAAUGUAAAUUAGUGUAUUGUUUUUGAACGAUAUUUAAUUGUAAUGAUGAUAAUAAUAAUAUAAAACUUACAGAAUGAGAUACAAACAGGGGCUUUUUUUAAAAAAAUCAAUAGAAAGAUAAAAAGUGCUAUUACUUUAACCCCUUAAGGACACAUGACAUGUGUGACAUGUCAUGAUUCCCUUUUAUUCCAGAAGUUUGGUCCUUAAGGGGUUAACAGAAUAGGUACUCAACUAAAUAAAAAAAAAAGCAUGUGUGAAACACUAAUUUUAAGAGCAAAGGAGGGGAAUGUGUUGUAUUCCAGGAAUAGUGUACAUUUGCUUCACUAUGUAUUGUUUAGCUUGAAAAAACAUUUGAUUUUCUUUUUGCUAAAACUCCCAGUGGACCAAAUGAUUAAUGUGGAUGAAGUGAAGGAAGAGAUAUGUGGGACGAGAAAAAAUACAGUGUUUUCUAAAUAGCAAACUGCGGAGAAUUGAAAACCAAAUUAUAUUUUUUUAUACCAAUGUAGCGGAUUGGACAUAAAAAAAAAUAUUCUUUUGCGUUGCUAUUUCAUUCUGUGAAAUAUUGUCCAAAUUUUCAUUUUAUUUUAUUAAAAUUCACUGUUUAGUAAGUAACCCCCAAAAGAUUUCUUUCUCUGGUAGAUGGAGACAUGUCAUUAUGCAGGCGUGAAAAAAACAAACCCUACAGUGAAUGCACUGCAUUAGGAACAACAAAAUCCUACAAUGAAUGCAAAGAUGCACAAAAUGUAUCAAACACAUUUUUUAACAUUUUUUUCCCUUUAAAUCAAACCACUGCUAUUGUAGCGUAACAUUAUGUCUUAUAUCAGUAUCACUACACAAAACCGAAUCAUUUAAAGUAUAUAAAUUAGUAUUUUUUUUUUUUAAAAGCCACAUAAAGUUCUGCAUUGCUGCAUAUUAUGAAUGGGUUGCAAAGAUUUUUAUCUACACAAAUCAAAAGGUAACGAGAGCCUCAUUUGGGAGACAUUUUUUUAUUUAAAAAAGAAACACCUAAAUUGAGAUAAUUUUUUGUUAAUGCAUUUUUUUCCAAAUUGUGGAGGAGCUGAGUUUAGUAUGAAUUCAGUUCUCAGUUUAGUGACGUGCGAUACUCUCAUAGCAAUUAAGUUACUUUGUAGUUUAUCAAUAGGCAAGAAUUCCACUGGACUCCAUAGCACAAAGAAAAGCGGUAAAUCAGGACUAAAUUCUAUCAGAUAUAUAUAAUUUUCAUUUAUGAAAGCUAAAAAAGAGAGUUCCGGGCUGGCUAAUCUGAUUUCUCUGCAUAUUACUUGCACAGAGGGUCUUUCAUUGGCUCAGAUGAUGCUCUCAACUAAUGAAUGACAACCAUAAUCAGAAUAUGGCUUCUGCGUCACCUGACAUUGGAAGAGACUUGACACGGGUAGAAUCUAGGUAAUGGGGCAAACUUUUGCAAAAUGGUUUGCCCUAUUAGCUGGGAAUUAUGAUAACCACUACAGCGGGCUUUAAUGGUUUUCGUGCCACCUAGAUGGUUGAUGUAUCUGAUAGCCAACAUGUUGUUCAUCUUCAGAAGAAUUGUGUAUGGAGAGUGAGUCAGAGACCAACUGUGGACCACGACAGCUCCAGCCAGAACUUACAGAUAAUUGAUGUGAAGGGUUGAUUCUACGUCCGACCACCUGCCUCCUGUGAAACUAUCACCAAGCAUGCACCCCAGCCCUACAAGCUCACGUCUUUAAUGGUUAAUAUGCUUGGAGCAACCUUCUUGAGGCAAAACAACUGUGAUGGCUGAUUACUUGAUUUGCAGAAUUUAUCCUCUUCAGCCAUUUUCACCUUAAAUGUCAAAUUCUCCAAAUUCACUUGCUAGUGAAUAACCUUGAUUGAGAUUUUCUGAGUGUGCUCACAUACAGUGUAAUACAUUUAGCAAGAUGUAAUGAACUGUAGACUUUAACAAUUUCUGCAAGAGCUUUCUCAUUGAAGAUACAAGGUGUGUGUUUCCAUGGAAUACAUAUCGGUGGCAUAUUUAAUGUUUUAGUAAGAAGCAACUUUUGUUGCUUCAUUUCCAAACAUUAAAGGAACACUGUAGUCACCUAAACAACUUUAGGUUAAUGAAGCAGUUUUAGUAUAUAGAUCAUGCCUCUCCGGUUUUACUGCUCAAUUCACUGCCAUUUAGGAGUUAAAUCACUUUGUUUCUGUUUAUGCAGCCAUUGCCACACCUCCCUUGGCUAUGAUUGAUACAGCCUGCAUGAAAAAAACUGGUUUCACUUUCAAUCAGAUGUAAUUUACCAUAAACUAUUUUAUCUCUUGCUCUGUAAAUCGAACUUUAAUCACAUAUAGGAGGCUCUUGCAGGGUUUAGCAAGCUAUUAACAUAGCAGGGGAUAAGAAAGGCUAAAUUUAACAGAACUUGCAAUAAAGAAAGUAUAAACUUUAGAUGACUCUUUACAGGAAGUGUUUAUGGAAGGUUGUGCAAGUCACGUGCAGGGAGGUGUGACUAGGGUUCAUAAACAAAGGGAUUUAACUCCUAAAUUAACUCCUAAAUGAGUAUUGAGCAGUGAGGCUGCAGGGGCAUGUUCUAUACACCAAAACUGCUUCAUUAAGCUAAAGUUGUUCAAGUGACUAUAGUGUCCCUUUAAUAACUCUGAAAGAAAAUAGCUGACUGUAAAACAGCUGAAUUGGAGAUUAUUAUUUUUUUUUUAAUCCAGUUAAUUUUGACUACAUUUUGAAAUUCACUUUACAGGGACAUUCAUUGAACUAAUAAUUGUAUCUAUACAAUAAUGGACUUGGCACAUUAGGAAAAGUGCAAGGACACUCACCAAUUCUGAUAGAUCUGCGUCAUCUCUGCCAAGGUCCCAGGGUAUUCAUUCCAGUUUUCACGCAUUCAAGUUAGCGACCUACCUCUAAUAUUGAUGCAUCUGUGCCAAUUUGGGCACAAUCACAGAAAUUUAGAUGCAGAGUUACUUAUAUUAAGCCGUGGUUGCAUAAUUCUGGCUCCAACUGAUGCAAAGCCUAUGAAUACUCCUGCAUUCUUUGUACUAGUGUCCUUUUGUGGUUUCUCAUAGCCCUUAAGCGAGUCUUACCACUGUUCCUUGUUUACUCUUCCUGAUCUGGCUACUUUUUUGACCCCAACCUUGUUUAUUCCUAGUUAUUAUGUAAUUGGCCCUUUACUGACCAUGAGUUUGUCCUUGUUCUGACUCCAGUUCCAGAUGGUGGUCCAUCCCUGACUCUGAGAUUAGCCUGAUCAUUUUUGGUAUCUAGGUUUGUGUUCUUCUCCUGGUCUGGAUUUUAUUAAAUUAGUUCUAUUACGUCUAUCUCUAUCCAGAGCAAUACGUCUGGCCAUCCUUACGUCCGGUAAUAUGCUUUUCCGCUGUGUGUUUUGAUAGAUUGCUAAUUUAUAUCUUGGUCUGGAUCCUCCCAUAUCCUGACCAAAAGGUUCAAGCAAGGUUCCAUAAAUAAUAGUGAACCACGUUUCAGCUUGACAAAAAUUAUUUUGUGAGCCAAAACGUCAUUCACAAUUCAGUAAACCUGCCUUGGAUAUUUACUAAGGUGCCCAGUCAUUUAUUGUAUCGAUAUUUGGUGUAAUGUCUGCUCCGUGCUGGAGGCACUUGGGUGUUUCUCUCUUUGUGUGUGCCUUCUCAUAUAUAUUUUUUUAAACUCCAAAUUCUAUUAGCAAAUUGAAAUCUGAAUAGGCAGCAGCUGGUUUGAAUAAUUGUCCAACCGAUACAAUUAUAACUUGGCUAUUUUAACCUUAAUUUUGUCAUUUGAAUUUUAAUGUGCAACAAAUCAGAGUUUAGUGAAUACAUAUUUUGCUAAAUAAGCUUGUUUAAAAAAUUAAUACAGACAUUCACUGUUUUUACUGUAGGCAUCAAAAACCUUUAGCUUAAUGGAGCAGUUUGGAUGUAUAGACAUGUCCCUGCAUUCUCACUAAUUAUUUCCAUUUAAGAGCUAUAUCACUUUUGUGAAAAAUUCAGAAGGCUAUUAACAGGUCAGGAGAUAAUACAUUAAACAGAAUGUGAAAUAAAGGAAGUUUAAACAUUAGAUGUCUCUUUACAGGAAGUAUUUGCAAGUCACAUGCAUAGCGGCUGUAUAAACAAAGUGAUUUAUCUCUUAUGCCAGUGAAUUGAGCAGUGAGACUGCAGGGGCAUGAUCUAUACACCAAAACUGCCUUAUUAAGCUAUAGUUGUUUGGGUGCCUAUAGUUUCCCUUUACAAUUUAAGGCCAAACUAGCUAAUCUAAUAAAAAGGCCAUGCUUUCAGAUCAGCUACUUUGGCCUGAAAUUUUAAAUUAUGUUUGCAUUCACUUUGAACUCUCACUUUAGUAACUGGAAAAGCAACGUAGUAAUAUGAUUGGCUGUUAACGAUAGAGAACCCAUUUUGUGUAGGCUCUUGUCUGUGUGUGGAAAAAGAAAUAAUCUACAAUACAAUAAUAACAGAAAAAACAUAGCGCAAUACUGUUUUAAUAAAAAGGAGUGGAAAUACAAAUAGCUAUUCACACUCACAAACCAAAAUUGAUUGUAGGCAUAUCGUAAAGACGGUGGAAACCUCAAAAUUGGUGAGAUGUCAUGGUAUAUAUAGAAGGAAACAAAAAUGCAUAAUAGUGCAGAGUAUCUUGAUAAAAUAAACACUUUAAUUAUAAGGCACACUUACAAGAUUGAAGUGGCAAGCAGGCAUAUAAAAUGAACCAGUCUCAGGAUCACAGGAUCAAUCACAUGAUCAAUGGAACCGGAACAUAACACAGCAAACAAUAAAAAACAAUAAAACAAACUCUAAAACACUAUACAACAUCCCUACGCGUUUCAUUCAAACGUCCUUGAACUUCCUCAGGGGCACAAGGUGAAAGUCCUUCUAUGUGCAGGCAUGAUCGUCCAUAAGGCUAUGAUGUGCUUUAAAUCCGUCCGGUUUUGGCGCGCCGAAGGUUGUCCUCCAGUUAGCAACUCACUUCCGGGUUCGUCUAUGCGUAGUACUUCCGUGUGCGUCCGUAUGACGCAACCGGAAGUGCGGCUCAAGCAUCUCUUCCAGAUCGGAUCCGAAUACACAUCCUUGCGUUCCACCUAAUAUGCGUUCCACCGCUCGUUGACAAAGCGGAAAGCAUCCACAAACAUAAAACAUGUGUAAAAAACAUAUAUAUACACAGCAUCAAUUAUACUUACAACAGUAAUCUUAAAAAUAAAAUAAAAUAUUACCCACAAGAAAUUAUUCAAAUUGAUUCUAUAUAUUAAUUGUCUGUGUGUAUCUAUAUAUAUUUUUACAUUCACUUUUAAAAAAAAUUGUAUAUCAGUAUUUAUUUUGUUUGCAUUGACGCCUCAUUUUAUUAGCCAAUUUUGAGGAUAUGUGGGCAUUGGUUGGCUAUUUCACACUAUACUUAGGACAUAGGGCUGGCUUUCUCUGGGCACUUGAGUGAGUGGGAGUCAGAAAAGCAUGGAAUACUGUGGGUACUUUAUUACUCUUUAUCUGUUUCAAUCUUAUUGUCUAAGAGAGAUGGAGGCUGUCAGCCGUGUACCAUGUGUUCUGCAACACGCAACCUUGUAUUUAUUGAAACUGCAAACAAAGCACCACGAAGCAGGGAAGAUAAUCAGAAAGAUGAAUAGAGAGAGGGCAGCAAUUUGUGGCAAUUCUACGUAGGAAUGCUUUUAUUUUGUUUAUAUCAUCUUCACACAUUCCAUUUCAAUAUUAGAUGCUCUUUUGCCUGAAAAUGUUUUUCACAAACUCACUAUUUUUAUAUAAUUGAAUUGUUUAGAAGCACGUUGAUUGCAUUUAUGAAAAAUAGUUUAUAAAUGGCCAAUAUUGGAGUAUAUAUAAGUGGUCUACUUAGUACAGGGUAUUCCUUACUUUCCAAGUUGUUGUGGACUCUGGAUUCUUUUUUAUAGAAAUUAUUGAUAUGAAAUGGUAAAUAGGGCUCGACGGACUAGUAAUGACUUUUUUAAUUCAUUGUAUACGUCAUGGCUCAAAAUUGCAACUUGCCACUAACCAUUGGCGAGUGAACAUGUAGCCCUGGCAAGUAGGAAUUCAUCCCUGGUGAGUGUUCCAUGUACCCUCCAGUCUCCAUGUACCCUCCAAAUUCCAUGUACCCUCCAGACUUCAUGUAUACUCCAGAUUCCAUGUAACCUCCAGACUCCAUGUGCCCUCCAGAUUCCAUGUACACUCCAGACUCCAUGUAUCCUCCAGACUCCAUGGUAUCCUCCAGAUUCUAUGUACCCACCAGACUCCAUGUAUCCUCCAGACUCCAUGUAUCCUCCAGAUUCUAUGUAGCCACCAGAUUCCAUUUAUACUCCAGACUCCAUGUAUCCUCCAGACUCAAUGUGCCCUUCAGACUCCAUGUAUCCUCCAGAUUCUACGUACCCACCAGAUUCCAUGUACCCUCCAGAUUCCAUGUAACCUCCAGACUCCAUAUGCCCUCCAGACUCCAUGUAUCCUCCAGAUUCCAUGGUAUCCUCCAGAUUCUAUGUACCCACCAGACUCCAUGUAUCCUCCAGACUCCAUGUAUCCUCCAGAUUCUAUGUAGCCACCAGAUUCCAUUUAUACUCCAGACUCCAUGUAUCCUCCAGACUCCAUGUGCCCUCCAGACUCCAUGUACCAUCCAGAUUCCAUGUAUCCUCCAGAUUCCAUGUACCAUCCAGACUCCAUGUAUCCUCCAGACUUCAUGUAUCCUCCAGACUCCAGGUAUCCUCCAGAUUCUAUGUACCCACCAGACUCCAUGUAUCCUCCAGAUUCUAUGUACCCACUAGAUUCCAUGUACCAUCCAGACUCCAUGUAUCCUCCAGAUUCUAUGUACCCACCAGAUUCCAUGUACCCUCCAGAUUCCAUGUAUUCUCCAGAUUCCAUGUACCCUCCAAAUUCCAUGUACCCUCCAGACUCCAUGUGCCCUCCAGACUCCAUGUGCCCUUCAGACUCCAUGUAUCCUCCAGAUUCUACGUACCCACCAGAUUCCAUGUAACCUCCAGACUCCAUGUGCCCUCCAGACUCCAUAUACCAUCCAGAUUCCAUGUACCAUCCAGACUCCAUGUACCCACCAGACUCCAUGUACCCACCCGACUCCAUGAAUCCUCCAGACUCCAGGUAUCCUCCAGAUUCUAUGUACCCACUAGAUUCCAUGUACCCACCAGACUCCAUGUGCCCUCCAGACUCCAUGUACCCUCCAGACUACAUGUAACCUCCAGACUACAUGUAACCUCCAGACUCCAUGCCCUCCAGACUCCAUGUACCCUCCAGAUCCCAAGUAACCUCCAGACUCCAUGUGCCCUCCAGACUCCAUGUACCAUCCAGAUUCCAUGUAUCCUCCAGAUUCCAUGUACCAUCCAGACUCCAUGUAUCCUCCAGACUUCAUGUACCCUCCAGACUCCAGGUAUCCUCCAGAUUCUAUGUACCCACCAGACUCCAUGUACCCACCAGACUCCAUGUAUCCUCCAGAUUCUAUGUACCCACUAGAUUCCAUGUACCCACCAGAUUCCAUGUACCCACCAGACUCCAUGUAUCCUCCAGACUCCAUGUAUCCUCCAGAUUCCAUGUAUCCUCAUGAUUCCAUGUAACCUCCGGCUCCAUGUAUCCCCCAGUAACUUAUAAAGUCUGGCUAGCAAUAUAGGAAUCAGAAUGGUAAGCCCUUGUAUAGAUAAUGCCUAAACAAACAUGCAAGCCAACUGAUAUAAAGUAAUAAAAAAAUAAAAACGGUGCUCAUUUUUAAAAUGAAUUAGUUUAGUGCAAAUAUACACAAAUUAAUCAUCAGUCUUGAGCUCUGAUCUCAUCAGCAAGUAGCUUGGCCUCUUAUUCAAGUCUGUAAAAUCUGAACUCUUGGGCAUGUCGAACCCAGCAUUGCAAAAGUUAAUGUGCAGUUCUGCGCAGCAGCGCACAGCAUGGGUUUCUGGGACAUGUAGUUCAGGUGUCAUCUGCUUUCAAAACUACCACUCUCAGGGAGCUGUUGCUAUGUAUAGCUCCCUCGUAAUGCAUAUCAUCCUUGCUGAUGAUAUGCAUUAUGAGGGAGCUAUACAUACCAACAAAAAGAAAGUUUGGUAUUUUUUGUUUUGUUUGUGUUUUUUUUCUUUCACAAAAUGUACAAGCAUCAGCAUGCAAAAAUUAUUAUUAGGCCCAGUGGUGUAAAUUGCACAAAAAUGGUGUUUGUGGAUGGAGUGUUGUUUAAGUAUAUAGGAGGCAUUCGUGUAUUUUUUUACAUUGAUAGUUUCUGUCUUUCUUUUGUUGGAAUCAGCACAUUAUGGAGCUUUACUUUAUGUUAGAAACACAAGAGAUGAAGUCACUAAUUAGUCUGAUGUUCCUGGGAGCAUUUUAAUGGUUGGAGCCAAAAACAGCAAAUGAAACAAAAUGACGAAGCAACAAUAGACUAUGUCACCUUUGUGAGAAGCAGAUGACAAAUAUGUCAUGUCAAUAUGUAGAUAUCAGUGGGACAUAUAGCAGACGUUCUUUGGAGCCGCUCCAGAAUGAAGGUGGGUGACCAGGAUUGAGGGUAGGACGUAGCUAAAAUUGGCAGGAAAUAGUGAAUGACAUCUAGGUUGGGGACAAACAACACUUUCCUGCCAAAAGUUUAAUUUAACCUUUUAAAGACCAAAGACAGCUUAUGUCACUAUUAAUUUGGUCUUUGAACAUGCUAUUUCAAAAUGUAAUGUCACACUCAGUUAAAGACAACAAUUCUGUAUAGAGCUGUCGUUAAUUCUAAACAGGAAGGACAUUGGAAUGGAGAACGUUACUACCAGCCUCUUUAACAAAUUCAGAGGGUUUCAUAGGUUAUUGGUUGGAGUGAGCAUAUUGUAAGGCAACCCAGCUAUGGAGAAUAUAAUCUACAGUCACGAUUCAUAUUAUAUUUACUUACCCAAAGCUAAAUUAAAGGAGCACUAUAAUGUCAGGACUACAAAUGUGUUUUCCUGUCACUAUUGUGUUUAAAACCCAUUUUAGGUGGACACCCUUAAAAAGGGUGAAAAGUCACCUUUAUUCCAGCGCCAUGCGGGUCUGCCUCCGCACCACCAUCUUGGCUGAGAUCAUCAGAAUUUACAAUCCCAGCCAAUGCAAUGCUUUCCCAUAAGACGGUGACAUUGCCGCUGGUGGAGAGGGGGGCAGGGAAAACUGAGUUCUACUUGACUGAACCUGUCCCACACAAGUGCCGCUGUCUUCUUCUGGCAAUUCUAGGUGCCAGUAGCUAACGUCACUGAUACAGCAUUGAGGUGUACAGAGGAUCCCAUAGACCCGUGACACUGAGUGACACUGGUGACGGCUGUCAGGAUUGACACUGUAACUCCACUCAGUGUUUAAGAAAGUCAGACAAAGAAAAAAUACAUGACAAAGUAGUCCCUACUUUGUCUAAUGUUUUUAGUUAGAAAUAGAUUUCAAAUGAAAAAAAAGACAGAGUAGGAAAGAGGAGAAAAAGAGUAAGUGAUUGUAAAAAGGUAAUUAUGACGUGACAGUGCCACUUUAACAUUAGUCACAGGCUAUUUUCAAUGCCCCGUUCAAUGGUAUAAUUUCCAGAGAUUUUACAGUUUCAAUUGAAGGUCUCAGCAACAAAGCAUACAUUUUGUAUUUCUAUUUACUAGCUUACAUACCACUCCAGUGUAGUUAGAGGUACAACACAUUAGGUUAUCCCUCCUUUUGACACAAUGUAACAGGGAAAGGACGGGAUGUUGAGAAGGUAAUGUUGACAAUAAGCUCUCCGCCUGAAAACCAGCAGAAUACUUAGUGUGAUUUUCAAGCAAUUUGGAAGCUUUUCUGGGAAUAUUAUUUUCUACAAAUUGAAGAGGAUCAAUUAGCUUUCAUAUGUAACAGUAUCCCAUGGAGUAAGUAUGGGUUCGACUUUAAUCUUUACCUGUGCGAUUGUGUUGCAUUUGAAUCAAAUUAUUCCGUAGGCUGUGAAAGCAGGCCUCACUCUGUGCAAAGCAUCAACAUAGGGAGAAUUGUUAAAUGUUUAAUGGCUUCCCGGCUUCUGUCGGAGCAGCUGUAAAUAUCACAAUCGUAUAAAAUCAUAUGGCAUUUCACCUUCUUUGUUGCGUGUUGGGUUGAGAAACACUCAGCGUGGCUGGUAAGGAGGUUAAACACUGUUGGUGUAAAAUGAAAAGAAUGACAAAUUUUGGGGUUUAUUCACUUAAUGUUCAGAACUGAAAUUGGAAAUUGGAGUUUUAGGCCCAAAUUGCAGAGCUUAAAAAAAGAGGUUUGGUUUUCCAAAUAAACGAUACAAUAUUUUGUCAGUUCUUUAUUUUGGUAAUAAUACCUAGUAUUUAUAUAGGGACUUUCUCUUUCACACAGUGAGACUCAAAGCCCUUUUCAGCGCAUGCUCUCGGAAUUAACCGAAUCGGCAGCUGAAUAAUUAUUGUUGUUACUCAAUUGAUGGUACUCAUUUAUUGAUCUUGGAAGGGUGAAGGGCUGAGUGCUCCAUAGUGGCAAAGUAAACACCAAAUUUUAACAUUUAUGAAGAAACAUUUACAGACUUAUUCACUAAAGUGUGAUUGUAAAGUCUUACGUUUUAAGUUCACUUGGAAUUCAUUUUUAAUUCUCACCUUAGUAAAUGAGCCGGUUAGUUUUGAAAGAUGCCCUAGCUCAGCUAUAGUCACAGUAUACCUAUUUGGCCUAAAUUUACAUUUUGAGUGUAUAUUUUGGGUUGUGGUCCUGUCCCAUGGUCCCGCUUCAGUCUCCUGGUGACCUGCAUCUGGGGGAACAAGUGAACUGUCCCCGGGCAGCACAGUGCAAGCACGUGAUUAGAUGCACUUUUGCUGUGCAGCAGGCUCGAGGACCAUACAGGGAGUACUUCAGCAUGAUCCUGAUAGCUGUCCCUUGUGGCCCCACCCAUCCAUCCCAAUUCACCCCGAUGGAAUGUUGGGAGGUAGGCAUAAUUAGUGAAUGUUUCAGCAUUCUGUUUGUAUGUAUAUGUAUGUAAAUAUAUAUUUUUCUAAAUAAGAUGUUUUACACAAAUGGCCAUCAUUAGGUCAUAAUGUAACCUAAAAUGGUACCACAACAGGAACACUCAUAAAUACAUGGUGUUCCGGACCAUUUUUUCAAUACCAAAAAAAAAAAAAAGAGUACUUAUGUUUUUAAAUAGUUUUGAAUAAUGUGAAAGCUCACUCAAGUGAUUUCUUGCACAUACAUUAUGGUAAGGGCACUGUGCUCCAUCAAUUAAUGAUUCUUAUUCCACUGCCCAGCGAAGUGGACGUGGUAAUGUUUUGACACAUGUAGAGGUUUCGUGAAGAUAAUGUGGGAUAAAUUGUAUCAAAGGGACACUAUAGUCAACAAAGUGACUAGCUUCAUGAAGCAGUUUUGGUGAAGUUUCACCGCUUCAUUUUCUACCGUUUAAGAGUUAAAUCACUUUGUUCACAUAGCCCCAGGCAUAGCUCCCUGCAUGUGACUUACACAGUCUUCUUAAACACUUCCUGUAAAGUGAGAACUAAUGUUUAAACUUCCUUUAUUGCACAGUGUGUUUAAUUUAGAAUGUAUUAUCUCCUUCAAUAAUAGCCUACAAGACCUUGCAGGAGCCUCCUGUGUGCGACUAAAGUUAAAUUUACAGAGCGGGACAUUAAAACUUCUAAAGUAAGUUAACAUCUGAUCAAAAAAUAAACCCUUUUGUGUGUGUGAGUCACAACCAGGGGAGGAGUGGCCAGGGCAUGGACAGAAAAAAGUGAUUUAACUCCUAAAUGGCAGAGAACUGAGCAGUAGGGGCAUGAUCUAUACACCAAAACUGCUUUAUUAAGCUAAAGUUCUUUUGGUGACUAUAGUGUCAGACCAAUGGUAACUGAAUAUCAGUUUCCAUGUAGAUGUCAAUGGGAGAACUGCUACUCAAUUAUCAGAGUUAAAGGAACUCUAUAGCGUUAGGAAUACAAAUCUGUUUUCCUAACGCUGUAGUGUCACAGACCCUACUUGUUGGCAAGUUCACUCGACCAGUGCAAAAAAAAAAAAAUGAAUACAGAUUUACACCGAGGCUCUGUUGGCGCUGUUCACGUCUCCUUCUCAGGUGAUGUCACAGAGUAGGCAGGGUCUUCUCCAGCAUGGUCCAAUCCCAUGUUCCCCAUAGGGGAGUAUUGUAACCUAAUACAUAUGUGCCGCAGACACCACAUGCGCAUUCACACUUUCCCAUAGGAAUGCAUUGAAUCAAUGCUUUGCUAUGGAGCUUAUGUGUCACAUUACCUAGUUUUACUCAGUCAGUGCAGUGGAAGUGCCUCUAGUGGCUGUCAUACUUAAAGCCAGUAGAGGUGGACUUUACUCUACAAUGUAAACAUUCUCAAUAUAGUCUUAGAUCACACAGAGAAUAGCACAACAAAAACUAAAGAUUCACUCUCCCAACAGAGAACCUUACUUUCAAAUAUACUACACAUGCACCAAUUGACAAACUAUUGGCGGCUACUUCACCCCUAGGAAAGGGACUUCACUUUUUAUUCACAUGUUGCACGCAGUUACUCUAGGCUAGAUAUGUUCUUCAUGGAACAUGAUAGGAACUAUCAUGUGGUCUGACCAUGCCCCGGUUUUCUUAAGCAUAUCAAUUCAGGGGGAGAUCUUACGGAGUACGGGCUGGAGGCUAAAUGAGUCCUUGUUGGAUGGCCUACGAGUUGUGGAGGAUGUCCAUGAACGCAAAAGGUGAGAGCAGUGACCCCUGGGUAUGGGAAGCGCAUAAAGGUGUAAUAAGGGGCAUUCUCAUCAAAUAGGGGAGGGGGGAAUUAAGAAAGAGUGCAUGGCAAAAAUACAUACCCUGACAGAUGCUAUAAAAGUUGAGGAAGCUGCUCAUAAACUUGACCCUACUAGUGAGUCUCUCAGACGACUGACAGCCUUGAGAGUAGAGCUCUGCAACACUCUAACACUACGAGCUUAUAGAGCAUUACAGCUGACUAGAGGUACUUUCUAUGCACAUGGGAACAAGAGUGGAAAACUCUUGGCCAGAGCCUUUAAAGCCAAACAACAGAAAGCUUUCAUCUCGAAGAUACAGGGGAAUGAUGGGACACCGCACAUGACCACAGACACUAUAGCUACCACAUUCAAAACUAUUACCAAAGCCUAUAUAACCUCGGCCCACCCCAGGGCCACCCUGCUGACGUAACUGAAUACAUUGCAUCCAACCUGCACUGUACAAUAUCCAGUCACUUAAAAGAGCAGUUGGAAGCACCCUUCCCAGAUACAGAACCGGCAUUAGUAAUCAAAACUCCCCCAAAAUGGAAAAGCCCGGGUCCAGAUGGCCUUACAGCGUGCUACUUUAAGUUAUUCGAAUCCUCCCUUAGCCCUCACUUCCUAAAAGCAGUAAAUGCUAUGGCUCCUGGAGCACAACUUCCCCCUCCGAUGCUACGUGCAGCUAUAACUGUGAUUCCUAAACCAGGGAAGGACCCAACACUCUGCAGUAGCUACAGACCCAUUUCCUUAAUAAUCUGGAUCUGAAAAUGUUCGCAAAGCUUAUUGCUAACUGACUCAAGCCUCUUCUACCUGGACUGGUCCACCCUGAUCAGGCGGGGUUUGUCCUGGGCCGAGAGGCCAGGCACAAAACCACCAAAGUCUUGAAUGUGCUCCAUGGAGUGACUGUAACCAAAACACCCAUGCUAUAACUCUCAAUCAACGCUGAGAAUGCAUUCGACAGGGUGGCCAUGCCAGAGAAACUGAAGGCUCACAUACAGACCACACUCACAUAUAAGUGGAAUGAGACCGGACUCCCCUACUUGGGUAUACGACUCACCCGAACAUUCAAUGACCUAGUUAAACUGACCUACCUCCCUCUCCUUGGAAACAUACGUAGAGAUCUGACAAAAUGGAAAAUUAAGCAUUUCUCCAUGAUAGGUAGGACUGACAUAAUUAAAAUGAUGAUAUCAGGCUGACUACUCUACCUGUUUCAAGCUUUACCGAUCUCAUUAGCACACAGCUUUUUCAAGUCCCUCAGGUAGAUUUUUACUUCCUAUAUAUGGCAAUCCAAACUGGUACAGUUGGCAUACACCACACUGAUGAAUGACAGGAGCAGAGGGGGCCUGGGACUACCCCAUAUGUAUAGGUAUUAUAUAGCAGCCCUCCUUACGAGAGUCCUGGAGUGGACGACAUACGACAAGAAAAAAAUCAUGGUAUGAGUUAGAGCAGAGUUUUGCUAAAGUACCUCUACACACACUCUACUUGCAAACAUACCAUUUAAACAGGAUCUCCCAUGUUCCCCACCUGCUCAUACACCAUAUCCUGGCGAAGUUGAGACACCAUAAAACCAAGUGGAAAUUGGCCCUGGCCUGUCCCCACUCUUUACAAUGGCAUUAAACCCGGACUUUAACAAUAGACAAGGUGCCAUUCUAGCGUUCCUGACGGCAGAUAGCAACCUGACCAUUGACAAGGUACUAACCAAUGACACCCCUGCGGAAAUCAUGGACCUUAGGAGGUCAGACAGACAAGAAACACUAUUGGAAGUCAUGAGACUCUCCCAAUUUAAGAACUUUUUACAUAAGGGGGUAAUACCCCUAAGCUAGAUUAGUGACCAAACUCCUUUUGAGACUCUCUAUGGGCCUGGUGGGUCCCUCUCCCUCUGGUGGGUCCCACUAUCCAAAAUGUAUAAACUACUGCAAGCAGACUCUGCCAAACACAAUGAUAUGACAUUCCAGAUGAAAUGGAUGCAAGGCCUCCGUAUACAUUUGACGGUUGGAGUAUGGGCGAUGACUCUUUCCACUAGCUUAUCCAGGAGAGAGUAAUUUUACAAAUGGGCAAUUAGGUGGUAUAGAACCCCCAUGCAAAUACACAGGUUCUGGCUUGCGCUUAGCGACCGGUGUUGGAGAUGUGGGGAGGAACGGGGCCAUGGAACAUAUAUGGUGGUUUUGCAGACUGAUUAGACCUUACCUGGGACAAAUAAUACUGACCAUAGAAGACAUACAGUGGUACCUCAGAUUACAAACAUCUCGGUUAACAUAAUUUUCGGUUUUCAAAUGAAAAUCCAUUGAAAAUAAUUCCUCGGUUUACAAUUUUUUUCCGCGAUACGAAGCAAGUUUCCCCAGGAUGCAUUGGGCCUGAGAUGCUCAUAGCACCGCCCCGUGCAUGCUGGAGUCUGUGGAUAGCACGUGGUGUUAAGUGUGCAGGUGUUGGAGUUUUUGCAUCAAGUUUUGGAGCCAUUCUGGAAAUUUAUUGUAGUGGUUUUGGGACUUUUUGGAACUUUUUUGGUGCAUUUCUCAAGUGGUGGAAGGGUAGGGAGCUGAGCUUUGUCAUUUGCAUGCCUUUUACUGUGUGUUCUGCAUUGUGGGCUGGUUUCCAUGACAGCUCAUUUUCCGCAAUACGAAACGUCCUGGAGAACGCAUUAAAUUCGUAAACUGAGGUACCACUUCCUCUGACAAAUAAACUGACACAAUCCCAGGUUUUAUUAGGCUGGCCGAACUCACUCCCGAACUGCCACACUCAAAAACUGUUGGGCCUCUGCUGAAAGAAGCCAAUGCAUUAAUCCCGGUAUUCUGGCGGCAGACCCAAAUUCCCACCAAGGAACAAUGGCUAAACAGGGUAGAGAGUAUGAGGGAAUUAGAGGAUCUACAUUGGUCAGUAGAUGUUAAAGGUGUGGCAUACCUCCGAACAUGGGAGCCCUGGUUAGAACAUUGGAAAUAAAGGAAUUGUCGAGCAGCACUACAAUAGCGAAAUAACUGUUUACUCACAUAGGACAUGAGAUAUAGGACAUUCUCCCCUCCUCCCCCCACCACACUCUAUUUCACCUACCCCAUCCGCUAUACCAAGCCACGGCAUUGCAGAAGUAACAUGAGAUUGAGUAGGAUUACUGACUCACCAAUAGAAUAUUACAUAUAGAGCAGGAGGUAAAGUUGGGCUGACUCCGUGGAGCAGGUCUAUGGGAAAGGAGAUAACAUGAUAUGCAAACUCACACACUUAGAACCUACAUAGCUCCCCAUAUCGGACAGCUGGCUAAUACACCAUCAUAAAGGAUCCAGAGGGCAGUUGGACAGACACCGGCAAAGCAAACUAGGGAGUCUGGAAAUAGAGUUGACACCCUAGACCCACUACUCACUGCCUGAUCAUAUUCCCUGAUUGUAACCAAAAUUUUAAUCAAAUUGUGUAUAAUAUGCUCUGUAUAAUGGCUUGACAUCACCUUAUAUAUGUAUAAUGUCUUCCCUUUUUUUUCUUUCUGUACCCCUGAUUUCUUAUUGAUUUGAAAAAUAACUAAACAUUAAAAUAAAAAUUUUAAAAAACUAUUCUUGCAGGUUUAACCCCUUAAGGACACAUGCCAUCUUAGGAACAAAGGGGAGUACCCGGUAAUAAUUACUCUUCAAAUUAGGAGACCCCUUAGUACCCCUUGGUUUCAUGAUUCAUUUUCUAAACAUUAAAUUGGUUAGGGAAUCGGUGUAUUAAACAAUGCUCAGUUUUCAUUCCUCCAGGAGUUAAAUGUGAAACACGCACUUUGAAUGGUAGAAUUAUCCCAAUAGAUUAUGGAACGGAAUGCUUGCAGAAUAAUUAUAUGAGAGAUAUCUUGAGAUGAGCCAUCUCAUAGCAUCUUCGCAGCAUGCUGCUGUCACUCCCAUAGAGUGGGCAGUAUUCUAAAGGGAUAUGCUGAUGAAAUGUGGGGGUGGGAGGUGGACUGCAUACUGACACAGACUGGGAAACACAGAUAGAUACAAGGUAGCCCGUCUCCUGGUAUUAACCUCAUAAAAGCUAGGGAGAGCAAACAACAAAAAAUGUGUCGAACCCCCCUUUAAACAAGAAAAAUAGCGAUAACAUUAUAUAUAUAUAUAUAUAUAUAUAUAUAUGUGUAUAAAAAAAAAAAAACUUCAAUCAACAUUAAAGACAGUGUAAUUAAAGGGCUGGCAGAUGUUUGUAUAAACCCAGGGCUGGUGGCUCGGUGCCCCAUACAAUCUCUUUUACUGGUUUCUUACUGCAGGAUCGCUGGCCUUCCAACUGACACACGUACAAACCAUACAAACACACACAUAGAAACUAAAACAUAGAUACACACAUACAUGGGCACACACCUACAAACACAAAUAUAUACAUACAGAUGUACAUACUGACUUACGCUUACGCAUAUCUACAAAUAUACUGACACACUCUCACAGAUGGAUGCUCAAAGGAUGUCAAAAUACAGACAGAGAAACUAAUGCACGGCAUAUACACUUAUUCACUUAUUUGUGCUCACCAGGCAGAGAAACUUCCCAUCGUUUUUAAGACUAUAAUGUGCAUAUUGGGUGAUGAGGUGGUCUAGGAGCAGUGUGUGGAUCCAUGUUGUUAAGCCCAGACUCUCAGCCUGUUGUUGCUUUUUAGAUUGGAUGAAAUUGACAUUAGUAAUGUGGAGGGUAGAAAUCUCUGGGUGCCAGACAGAGCCCUAAUUUUUGGAGAAGGCCCCACAUAGACUCUCAACAACAUAACCACUAUACUGAUCUCUGGUGGUUAUGCUGCUCAGACUGCCCUUAAACCAAAAGAAGGUUGGAUUUAUUGGUAUUCAAAUACAAUCAGUUCAGUGCCGUCAAUGCCCAUCUGUUGGGUGCAGAUGCAAAUAAUGGCUUCAGGUGGAGUUAAAAGUUCGACCAACUUUUUUGAUUGUGUAAAGAUUGGGAGACGACCAUUGUGGGUCCUCACAGUGAUUGUGUUCUGAGCAACUUUCUUUGUAAAAAUACAGCUCUAGACAUUAUAUAAAAUUUAAACAAAAGGUAAGCCCUGAGCCCAUUUUUGCUCUGACGGAACACAAGGAUCAAUAUAAUGUGAGUCUGUUAUACUUUUAUUAGAAGAAUAACAUAUUUAUCAGAAUCUGGCUAUUUAUAUUUUAGUAAUUUCUGCACAGUGAGUAAUAUUUUAAAAUGACUGCUUAUGUAAUGAAUGAACUAUCUUUAAUUAUGACCCUUCUUUCUGAAGAUGAGUUAAAAGGACUCUGAAGUCACCAAAACAACUUUUGCUUAAUGAAGCAGUUGUGUAUAUAUCAUGCUUGAAGUCUCACUGCACAAUUCUCUGUGAUUUAGGAGUUAAAUCACUUUUGUUUUAGCAACAUCUCCACUGCAUGUGACUGACACUCAAAUGCAAUUUACUUUAAAAGUUUGUAUCUCCUGCUCUUAAAGUUGAACUUUAAUCACAGAAGGCUCCUGCAGGGUCUAGCAAGCUAUUAAAAGUGUAGGAGAUAAUAAAUUCUAAAUGAAACAAACUGUGCAAUAAAGGAAGUGUAAACAUUAGAUGACUCUUUACAUGAAGUGUUUAGGAAGGCUGUGUGAGUCGCAUGCAAGGAGGUAUGACUAGGGCUGCAUAAACAAAGUGAUUUAACUCCUAAAUGGUAGAGAAUUGAGCAGUGAAACUGCAGGAGCACAGUCUAUACACUAAAACUGUUUAAUUAAACUAAAGUUGUUUUGGUGACUAUAGUGUCACUUUAAGUACAUUUUAGAAUAUUAAAUAGCCACUCAAGGUGCCUUCAUUUUUUUUUAGCAAUUCACCAACUGUUACUUGACUGUAGAGGCAUCUCAGACUGACUUCAGUAUCAAGUUACUCAGCAGUGGAUGCCAAUAAAGACCUUUAUAAUGCUUGCAGGAAGAGAUUUCUAUACAAAUAAUCAGCAGGAUAUGAUAAAGCCCUGAUAGAUUGGGAGAAGAAGGGAGGGGAGAAGCAGGGCAUGGUACACACUACAUUUUAUACCCAUUAAUGUAUUAAACUCAGAUAUGGCCAUUCAGAUUCCAGUCCCUUCUGACAACAUGGGGUUAACAACAUUUUCAGAUCAUUUCUGUAGAGCUUUUUUAGUCAUCAAAAAGCUGCAUUCACAAACACACUACGUGCGAAAUUAUAGGUGUGUAGCUUGGGAGCUCAUGGUGAGAAGACGGAGAUAUGUUUAUAUUAUUCCUUAAAUCUAAAAAGCCUAGAAACAACAUAACAUACUGAGUGAUACCAUUCUACAUCUUGGAAAUCAUGUUAAACAUGAAAACAUGAAAAUGCCAGAUUAUUCAGUUAUAUAAAACAGUAAUGCUCUGCAGCUUUUUAUUUUUUAUCUUUUUUUAAAGAAAAAUGUCUCUAUUCUGUUACAACUGAAACAAGUUAAAUUGUCACAUGAUUUUCAGAAGGCUGUACUAAGAUGGCUUCCUGCAAGGCUACAUCCUGAGGAGCUGAUGGAAUCUUAAAUAUCAUCUCAGAAUGUCUUUUGCUGAAAUGCCAGCCCUACAGAUCACCAAAGUAACCUCUUACAAGAUUAUUCAGUAAAGUGUGAAUUAUCAGAAAUCAUUUUUCAAGUCAGCUAUGUUUCCUUUUUGGCUGUUAUGGCCUAUAAAUUGAAAAUACCUUAGAUUUUUAGUUAAUAAUGUUGAUUGGCAUUGUUUGACUCCGUUAAUUAUUCUCUCUGGUGAUUCUCUGGGUUGUGACUGUUUGGGAAUAUAUUGUAGAGGCUAUAAGGAAUUGUUGUGCCAAUUGUGGCAGCAUGUUUAGAGUAGAAUUAUUAUGCCGGCCACUUCCCACCCUCCUUUCUAUAGUAGUAUCUCUUCCAUGUGCACUAUGUAAGGGGUAAAAUAAUACCCACUUGCAUAAUAUAAUAUAUAAUAUUAGAAGGGGUCAUGGACUAUGAAAUCUCUUCUUGAAAAGUGUGGAACUGCAAGUUGCAGAACAUACAGGAACAUACUUGGGAUAAAAGGACAGAACCCCAAAUUCCUCUGAGAUGUUUCUAAACCAUGUUUCAUAAACAUGAUGCCCUGCCAGACUAGACUUUUAUAGCAUGAUAUGUGGUUUACAAACAGCUGGUGUGCCAUGUCUAACCACCACAGUCACUGAACAAUAUUAGUUAAGCACUGGAUUCCCCCCGGUAGCGAUCUAGGACUCAAUGGCAGCAAAAACAUAGCCAUAAUUGUUUAACUGUUGUUUUAACCCUAGUGAUCACAAUCCCACCGUUCUGAUACUUUUUUUUACUGUUAUCGGUUCAUUGAAAAAGGGCGCUAAACCUUACGUGAAACACUGAGGUUUAGGCGAUCACAGUCCUGACAAAGAGGUUACUUUAACAGGACAAUUGAAAACCUAGCAAAUUCAGCAACCUCAACAUUUUUGUAACAAUGAACUUAUACUACAAUAUAUAUAUAUAUAUAAAUAUAUAUGUAAUUUUAUUUAAUUUUGUCAAUCAACUUUUUUAUUGAGUGGAUAUAAUGAAACAUAGGCCAUAUACCAUGGCUGCAAGUAUGUAUGUCAUUACAAGGCAAAUAAGUCAUCCAAAUAGAAUAAUCACUAAUGUUUCGACACAAAUGAAAAUGUUAUGCAUAAAUAAAAGUAAACAGUAAUAACAUUCACUGGGCAUAUAGUGAACAUCCUAAGGAGUCUUUAAGCAGGUUCAUUAUUGUAGAACUAGGCUAAGCCUUGACAUGUUAUCUGCGCAAAAAUAACACUGACCGUCUAUCACAUAAGCCAGUAUUCUCACGGGUGUAAUAUAAAACUCUUAAACGAGGAAGAUGAUAAAAACAAAACAUCUCAAAGAAAGAGAGAAGGACAUCAACACCAUGCUAGGCUGUACUGUUAGGAGGUGUCUUGAGACGCUAUCUGACUCCUUGCCAGAAUAAUUUUAUGCCAGAGCAGGGGAGAGAUGGCAAGGACCUCCUGUCUCCCUGCCAACCAACCCAAGACUUCUAAGUCAUCAGAGAGAAUGCCAACUGGCCUCGAGGUCUGUUUGCAGGCAUCGGCUCUCCUGGCAUCACAGACUGUCCCCGGUCUUAAGCCACAUACAGGCCAUCGUCCCAAGCUGUUUUGUUGCCUACAGUAUCCCUUUAAGGACAAAAAAAAAUGCCUUUGGCUAUAAUUCUAACAUUCAAAUGCUUAAAAUGUAGCCAGCACUUGAGGUAAUUUCCACAAGGGUGCAAAGACCUCUAGUCCCAUCUCUGAUGACCAAUAUUAGAAAGGAUAAAAUAAAAUUAUUAGCACACCUCUUCUUAAUGUCUUGUGAUCCCUUUCUUGUGGUUCCAUAAAUAGGCAACUGUUUGACCCACAGUUAGGGUCUUCAUCAAGCCAGUAUUAGCUUAUUGAGAAGAAGUUUAUUCGCUAAUGUACACGUUAAAUGUUCAUUAAGGUCUGCUUUGACUUUUGGUUAGCAUUUUUCUGGUGCUGGUAUUUUAUUAGUGAUGGACAAUGUCCAACCUAUCUCUUUGAGCUUGUAAUCACCUUAACAUAGCCUGUCAGCGAAGAACGUUAGAACAGUCUGUUUAAUAAACUGGUCUUGGCUGCUCACCAGAUCUCCUCACUCACAUAUUUUGGAGAGUCAAUGCAGUGAAAUAUAUUUUGUUCCGUAAGGAAGGGUACUGUCAAAUUGCCGAGGUGUUUGUUAAGUUUACAUCAUUUCAGUUAAGAUACGUUGUGGUUUUGUAUUUGUCAAAUGACAUGAUUUAUUUAAUGCAGGGUAAUAGAUAAGAUUUAACCAGCAAUAGCAAUGGACAACCCAGCAGAUUAGUGGAUGGAAGAAGAAUCGAUGAACUUUGAUACGUUUAUUUACUACAAAUGAAUAAAAGUAUACUAAUUUAAGGCAAUACAAUCUGUCUGUCUAUCUUAGGAGAAGAUGGCUUGUAAAAAUAGAUGGAAAAAUUGGAAUUCUCUCAAAAUAACAGAUAAUGUAAUUAAAUCUUGAUAAUCUGCACUUGUGUAUUCCGCUCACUGAUUUUAAAAAACAACAACUUUUGUUUAUUUGUAUUUCUACUCUCAUCCAGAUAUGCUCAGACUACAUUUUCCAAGAUUCAUCCAAUUUAAAGAAUUCUAAUUAUUAGAUUGUGAGCUCGUUUGAGCAUCUCUCUGCAGUGUAAAAGUAGCGCUUAAUCAUAUCAUUCAAUUAAAUUAGGGUGAUGGAGUAGCUCCGUGAUUGGUCCUGUAGUGUCUCUAUUUGCUAUUCAAACUUCAGGGUCAUAUGAUUUCUUCCUGGCAGAACUUCCACUGUCCAUAUAAUAUGAAUCAUUGAACUGGGAAAUAAAAACUUCUAUCUCCCAUGGCAUACUCAGAUAGCGCCGGCUCUGCGUGUGUGUGUGUGUAUAUAUAUAUAUAUAUAUGCGUACACACACACACUCACAGACACAUUCAGACACACACACACACACACAUACAUACACUCACAGACACACACACACAUUCACAGACACACACUCACACAGACACACACACACUCACACAGACACACACAUACACUCACACACACACACACACACACACAUUCACAGACACACACACUCACUCACUCACUCACUCAGACACAGACACAGACACACACACAGACACACACACUCACACACACACACGCACUCACACACAGACACACACACACACAGACACACAGACGCACACACACACUCACACACACACACACACACACACUCACACACACACAUACAAAUUAUUAUAUUUUAAUUUAAAAAAAAUGUCCACCCAGCCUCCUACCUGGAGUGCUGGCGUGGACUUGUCCCUGGGGUCCAGUGGGGCGGGCGCCUCUCUGCAGCUCAGCCGAGGCGAGGGAGCUGUCUGCUCUCUGCUUCCUCUGGCCGCGCGGGCUGUCUGCUGUAGCUGGGAGCUGGAAUAUGACAUCAUAUUCCGGCUCCCGGCAUCAGCGCGCGGCGAGAGGAAUCAGAGAGCAGAGAGCAGACAGCGGGGGGGUUAUCCAUCACCUCUUGCCCUCCCCAUGACAGGGGCAAGAGGUGAGACAGGGGGCUCUGAGUGUCUGCAGGAACAGCAUUCCUGCUCAAAAAAAACACUGUUCCUGCAGGACUCAAACCACAGGCGUGCCACGGGGAUUAGGGUGUGCCCAGGCACACCUGGCACACCCCGUGCGCACGCCUAUGUCAUCAAUUGUGCAGACUUCAGUGGUUUGUCAUCACCAAUGGGUUAUUUACUAAGGUAAUAAUUCAAAGUCAAUUUUAUAUUUCAUAUUUAAGAGAACACUAUAGUGUUAGGAUACAAAGAUGUAAUGCGCAAGCAUUUGGGCUUCCCUAUAUUUAUAGUGUGCCUUUAAGGUCAAAGUAGCCAGGCUGGAAGUAUAUCUGGCUUAGAAAAAGUUUACAGUUCUGAUAUUUUUACAUUGAAUUCGAAAUUCACUUUGAAUUCCUACUUUGGUCAAAAGUCCUGUAAGAUCCCCAAAUUUGCCAAAUGCUUGCUAAGUUGGGCUCAAGUGAAAAAGCUUUGCGUAAUGGAAAUCUGAGUAUAUAGCAAUGGAAGUAACGAGUGCCCGUCUUUACUAUCUGUCUGACCAACAUGAGACCGUAGUCCACAGUUACAUGUCCUGCUAAAGUUAUCCUAACAUUGCCGGAUCCUGUUCUUCGGCUGUGGAUUGUAACUCCUGUUAUUGUACGCCAGCACUUUUACAGAAAUUGCUUCUUACUUAGUUAGACAAGAGGGAUUGUACCACUAAAUCAUCUUCAGAACAGGGCCAAACGCACAGUAUGCCGUGUUUGCAAAACAAAUUCCCAAAUGUGUUCCAAAACUACGCACUCUAAUAAAUGAGAUUGCCCCAUCCCCCCACUGAGAAAAUUGUGCUUAUCAGGCAGUCCUGCACGCACAGGAAUAAGAGCCUGGAAUAUACACUGGAGGUGUCACGUGGAACCAUACCAUUUCUGUGGAAAAAAAGGUUUCUUUGGCUAAACAGCAGAUCUGCAGUCAUUCAUAGCAACCCUUCCCUUUCUCCCCAGGCAUCAGAAGACAAAAAUGCAAUAGAAAUCUAGAUAUAUAGGUUUUAACUCUUUCAUUGCUGGUAGAGCUAGAAGAAACAUACACUUGUCUCAAGGCAGUUUAUAUAUAUAUAUCUUUGUUUAUUUGUGUGUAUUGUACUGUCUGUUUUCUUGAUUGUACAGUGCCAGUGAUAAUAGUGAGUAAUAGUGAGUAUAUAUGUAUGACUGAAACGUCGAUUUGCUGUAACCCAUGAGUUAUGAAUAAAGACAAAUAAUUUUCUUCAAAAAGCCCAGCGUGUGCCUUUCUUCGUGGAUAUAUAUAUAUAUAUUUGUGUUUGGGGCUACAUGGAAUAUGACAUGAAAUAAGAUUGUAGUUAGCAAACCUGAGAUAGGAAAAAGUCAGCUGAGGUGUGCCGGAACCGACAUAUGCUGUAGGUUGUUAAUAAACUGUACAAUGGAUAUAUAUAAAUACACACACACCGUUAUUUUGGAUUUCGCAAACAGGUGUAGCAUUUUUAGUGAGAUUUAGUGAGUUAAACAAUCCAUUGAAAAGAUCACUCAUCAAAAUAGCAUUUUUUUCAUAAUUGCAUAAAUGUGCGAUAUGGUCAAAAAAACAUGAAUACAUGUCCAUUUUCCGAUUCCUUUAUGCAUUGUGUGCCAUUCCUCCCAACAACUUGGGACUUCAGUGGGCGGGUUAAAAGGAGGUGGUGCACUGACCUCCACUACCUUGAGUGUUCUGCAAACACGUCUAAUGAUGUGCUCUUUCUACACUUUUUGGGGGAUGAUCCCUGUUAUCCUUAAAAGAAGGGCACCAGUGAAAAAAGUUAUGAUGGUGGACAGACAUGACUGUCCUGCUGACAUUGGAACAGUUGGGAGGCCUGGUGUACACCUGUAUUGCCAAGUUUGUACACUACAGAUGUUUGUGUACAUUUAAGCAACAUGUAAAAUGUAGAAAAGGCCAUCAUGGUAUGUAUACCAUUGGUGAUUUAAACAUCAUCACAGUUUAUCUAUUACUUUUACAUUUUAUUUUUUAACAGUUCUUAUAUAGUUCUUGGAUCAAGAGCUCUUUACCAAAUGUAUCCUUUAAUCACGUUAUGCUUCAGAUAGAUGAUAGGUAAUGUCAGCAGGGCAAGCCAUGCCUGUGGCUGUUACUCUAUUACCUGUAGUAAUUUUAUACAAAGUGCUGUACAAUCUAAAGGGAUAAUCUGAAUUGAAAAGGUAGUAAGGGAGAAAAUACAGUUGGUAACUCAGAAUGUGGGGGACAAUGUAGAAUAAUCUAGAUAAAUGUCAGGUCAUGCCAGAAUGUAUCAGUAGGCUGUGAAAUACAGGUCUAAUCUUCAAGGUCUCCAAGCAGCCAUUAGCCAGUCAACAUAUGAUCCUUCAAGGUCUCCAAGCAGCCAUUAGCCAGUCAACAUAUGAUCCAACAUAUGAUAAGGCUAGGGACUAAUGAAAGUAUUUAGAAAAUUGGGCAGACUAGAUGGCCAGAUGGUUCUUAUCUGCCGUCACAUUCUAUGUUUCUAUGUUUCUAUGUUUCUAUCCUUUUCUGUAGGACAUAUUAAAGCGGCACUGUCAUGCCGAAUCCCGUUUUUUUUUAACCCCCCUCCCGCCUCCACUACAUCCAAUUGACCCACUAGUCACCCCCAAAUACCCCUAAGGCCCCCAGAUUACCUCUUUUUAAAUCUUUAUUUUCUGCCCCGAUCUAUAUUCAGGGCGCCGCCAUCUUUGUGUGGGUAGGUGAAGUCCCUCAGGGACACGUCAUCAGCCCACACUAGAUAGACUGUGAGAUUCCCGCACAUGCCCAGUUCAACACCUGGACAUGCGAACGGGAAUUUCAUCUAUACAUUCAUUCAUCAGACAGACGAAUGAACGAACAGAAAGAUCAGCCGAACAAACAAACACUAUGUAUCAGUGUAUCUGUGUAUCAGUGUUAGUUUGUUCGUUCAGUUUAUUACAAGGAGGGAGCUACCGGCGUGCAGCUCCCUCCUUGUAAUAUGUAAAGAUAGAAGCGGCAGGGAGCAGUGGUCCCCGCCUCUUCAUAAGCCCCCCCAGGUCCCCCUCUCACUCUAUGGGGGUCAAUAUGACCCCCAUAAUAGCACAAGGGAGAUUAAAAUCUCCCAAAUGCCCCUACUCGCUAUACCGCGAGUAGGGGCAUGUCUACUAAAUCAGAGUGCUCUGUGUCAUUUUACACAGCGUGGGAAAGUUCUUUUGAAUUUUCCCAUGCUGUGUAAAAUGACACAAAGCACUCUGAUUGGCUUAAACCCACCAAUCAGAGUGUUCUAAGCCUAAUUGCAGGGCGGGGCAAGGCUUUAUAAGCCUUGACCCGAUCUGCGGAGCUCAGUACGCGGCGUUCCCUCGAAGGGCGAACAUGGAUUACUUUUUUUUUUUUUAAAGUGUGACGGGUAUGAUGGAUUUUUAUUUGGCCUUUUUGGGUGCUGAAGAAAGAAGAUUGUGACUAGGGGCUUGGGACCCCUAGUCACCUUGAUUGGGGGGGUUUAAUUUAGGGCCCCCACCCACCGCUCAGGGGUGGGGGCCGGGGGGGAGGACAGUAGGUCCCCCCUUAUUGUUUUAUUAGGGCCCCCACCCACCGCUCGGGGUGGGGGCAGAAGGACAGUCCUCUGUGGGGCCCCCACCCACGGCGCGGGGGUGGGGGGCCAGGGAGACAGUAGGUCCCCUUGUGUUUGUGGGGCCCCCACCCACCCACCCGUGCGGGGGUGGGGGCCAGGGGGCGUGGGUCCCCUUGUGUGUUCAAUGGGGCCCCACCCGGCGCGGGGGUGAGGGGCCGAGGCGUGGGUCCCCUUGUGUGUGUUGGGGCCCCCACCCACCCACCGUGCAGGGGUGGGGGCCAGGGGGGAGGACAGUAGGUUCCCCCUUAUUGUUUUAUUAGGGCCCCCACCCACCGCUCAGGGGUGGGGGCCAGGGGGGGAGACAGUAGGUCCCCCCCUUAUUGUUUUAUUAGGGCCCCCACCCACCGCGCAAGGGUGGGGGCCAGGGGGGGAGGACAGUAGGUCCCCCCCCUUAUUGUUUUAUUAGGGCCCCCACCCACUGCUCAGGGGUGGGGGCCAAGGGGGGAGGACAGUAUGUCCCCCCCCCUUAUUGUUAUAUUAGGGCCCCCACCCACCGCGCAGAGGUGGGGGCCAGGGGGGGAGGACAGUAGGUCCCCCCCCUUAUUGUUUUAUUGGGGCCCCCACCCACCAAUCGUGCAGGGGUGGGGGCCGGGGGGGAGGACAGUAGGUCCCCCCCUUAUUGUUUUAUUAGGGCCCCCACCCACCGCUCAAGGGUGGGGGCCAAGGGGGGAGGACAGUAGGUCCCCCCUCCUUAUUGUUUUAUUAGGGCCCCCACCCACCGCUCAGGGGUGGGGGCCAGGGGGGGCCAGUAGGUCCCCCCCCUUAUUGUUUUAUUAGGGCCCCCACCCACCGCUUAGGGGUGGGGGCCAGGGGGGGAGGACAGUAGGUCCCCCCCCUUAUUGUUUUAUUAGGGCCCCCACCCACCGCGCAGGGGUGGGGACCAGGGAGGGGACAGUAGGUCCCCCCCUAUCUUUAUUUAGGGCCCCCACCCACCGCUCAGGGGUGGGGGCCAGGGGGGGAGGACAGUAGGUCCCCCUAUCUUUAUUUAGGGCCCCCACGGGCGGGGGGGGGUUAUUAGUUUUUUGGGUUUUUUUACAGCUCACUGCUUACUACACAUGCCCCUACUCGCAAUAUAGCAAGUAGGGGCAUAUUAUUUACUAAUACUAAGUAAUUUUUACUCAGUAUUAGUAAAUGUGACUGAAAGACCAAUUUAGGUCUUUCAGCCUUUUAGUAGAUAACUCCCUGAUACCGUGGGAAUUAGGGAGUUAUCUACUAAGCGGCUGCAAGAUGCAGCCGCGGCAAUGAAUAGGCUCAGAGUUUCAUUCCUUAGAAUGAAAUUCCGAUCCGAAUAAAGUGCCGAAUUGCAUUCUAAAAGAAACGAACAUACUGUUCUUAUUCAGUUAGAACGCAAUUCGGCAGUUUUAGCUAAAAUGACAGGAAGCAUCGCGAGAUCACAGAGGAAAGCUAGGGAUCAUGGGAAAAUUGCUUUGACCAGCGGAAAUGAAGCACACUUUGCUCCUCCGCUGUUCGGAGCUGUUCAAACGGAGGAAUCCUCCAUAAGGCAAAGAGUCCCCACUUUGUCAUGAUUUUAAAGAAAACUAAAGAAAACAGGAAGAAAAGAAUAACAGAUCCUGAGAGAGGGGGAGAAGAGGAAGAGAUUGAGGAAAGGUAAGUUCGGCAUGACAGUGCCGCUUUAAGAAAACAAACAUGAGAUCUCUGGCAUUGAAUGCUGAAAUGGGAUCUCAAGCAUGAUAUUUGCUUCACAAAAUCUUCAUUCUGUCAUCCAUAACAGUGAUAGAGACAUACCAGGGAAGCCAUAGACCAGAAUGACAUUUUGUGCCCCAAAGCACAUACAGAUAGACACUAUGAGUAAGGAAUUCGGGUACAAAACCAGUCUGUUUUCUAUAUUGUUAUCUGGCUCCUCCUCUGUGUGUUAUGGAAUAAAGUGGGCUAUCUGAGAUCUCAUUUAAUUUAUUUGCACAUCAUAGAAAAAAACUGUUUCAGAUAUGAGCAUUUGAGAAUAUUGUGGUCUGUUGAUUUUAUGUGUGAUUUAAAAAAUAGAUUUAAGGGACAGAAGACAUAAGUUGGGGACAAGUUGAGAAACAGAAGAGCUUUGCUGGUUUUUCUAAAGGGCUUUUUUGGGGCUUUUAUUAAACAUAUAUAAACUGAGGAAUGUGUUGCUUGUCAGGGCCAUUUGAAGGAAUUUGGGCGCCCCAUGCAAAAUGGACAUGGAGACCCCCUCAAACUCCCCCCCACAUGCACGCAAAGCCUACAGGAACCACAGCAUAGCCAUACAGUUUAAGUUCACUUACUCCUUCCCCCUAUGAUCUUUUUACUACUCCCCCCUCCCCCACCCCCUCCCUAUGUUCUUCUUACUCCCCUCCCCCCUGUGUCCUAUUUACUCCCCUCCCCUGUUUCCUUCUUACUCCCUCUCCCCCCUGUGUCAUUCUUACUCCCCCUCCUGUGUCCUUCUUACUCCCCCCCUCCCUCUGUCCUUCUUGUUUUCCCCCUCCCCUCCCUGUGUCCUUCUUACUCCCCCCCUCCCUGUGUCUUUCUACCCCCCCCUCCCUGUGUCCUUACUCCCCCUCCCCCUCCUGUGUCCUUCUUACUCCCCCUGUGUCUUCUUACCCUCCCCCCCCUCCCUCCCUGUGAACUUCUUACUCCCCCCUCCCUGUGUCCUUCUUACUACCUCCUCCCUGUGUCCUUCUUACUCCCCCCUCCCUGUGCCCUUCUUACUCCCUUAUGUUUUUUUUUCUUACUCCCUUAUAGGAAGCACCGGUUCUGCUUGGGGCCUUUUAUUGUGGCCAGCCUAAGGCACACCUUUGCAAUAAUCAUGCUGUCUAAUCAGCAUCUUGAUAUGCCACACCUGUGAGGUGGAUGGAUUAUCUCAGCAAAGGAGGAGAAGUGCUCACUAACACAGAUUUAGACAGAUUUGUGAACAAUUUCUGAGAGAAAUAGGCCUUUUGUGUACAUAGAAAAAGUCUUAGAUCUUUGAGUUCAGCUCAUGAAAAAUGGGGGCAAAAACAAAAGUGUUGCGUUUAUAAUUUUGUUCAGUGUAAUCCUUUUGAUUGUAAACUCAUGUUAUUGAGUGAUAAUAGCAUCUCAUUGAAAAGUCAAAGUGACAGUUUGGUGUCUUAUAAUGGUAUACGAUCACUGAAGGAAAUAGGAAGAUGUGAUGUUGUAAAACGUCAAUAAAACAUGCUGUGUCUUUCUGAUAAGUAUUUGCGUUAAAUGGUGAUAAUGGUGAUAAAACUGCACUUUGCUUAAGAGCCACCAUGCAAUAACGUUCGGAAUAGUACAUAUUAUACAAUGGGAUGCCAAAUAAAACUCAUAGGGACAGCUAAUAAAGAUUUACAGGGUUAUAGGGUUAUUCACUAAACCAGAAAUUACCGGGAAGUUUUUUACAUUUAAAAAAAUUUUUUUAUUCCAAAACAGUCAAAAUGAAAAAUAGCAAAAGCUGAGAUUUUUUCAAAUUUGGCUAUUUUAGUUUACAAUUUUAAAUCCCCUGGUAAGUUUUCACUAAUUCCCAGUAUAGUGAUUAACCCUGUAAGUGUUAUAAACCUAUAACUCAUUUCAAUCUCGGUCAGCUGACUGUCCACUGGAUAUCUUGUACUAUCACUCCCGUCACUCUCGAUGCUGCCUAGUGAACAUAAGGUUGUGAUUAGGCAAAAUGUGGACUGUAAUUGUCCUAAGAAUAUUUUAAUGGCUGGAUACAUAUAAUUAUUUUACUGUGACUUUAUCUUUAAUUUGUAUGAAUACUUAUUAUUAUUACAACUUAACAUGAUGUGUAUUGUGAUUACACAGGUCUUAAAACAGUACUCAGAGAAAUUGUGGUUAUUCUAAUUUUAAUUUGUUUCCAGUUUGAAUAGAUUAAAGUUGAGCUGGGAAUGAAUAAAGUAAAGUAUAUAUAUAUAGCUUUUCUGGGUGUAUUCAGGGAUACAUAAGCACCUGUAUGCCUCCCAUAAAUACAGACAUUUGCAACAAGACGAGCUGGACGCACAGGAACUGGGGAUGUGGAGGGCCAUAAUGCUCAAGGUUCCAUCACAGAAUGCUCUGUAUGCUGCUGUACGUUGUGGGACCUGCAAACAGCUCUAAUGUAAUUGACAAUGGCCUGAAAUCUAAGCUUAAAUGUAUCUUAUUAAAUGAUAUUUUAUCCACGAAUGGCCCAGGCUGGCUAUGUACAACUAAAAUUGGUGGAAACUUUGGUUCAGACGUAUAAAUUCAUCCAACGAAAAAAAAACUAGUUCAGACGACCAAAUUUUCAUUAUGUCGCAGUCCAGCUCUUCUAAAUAUUGUCCAUGCAGACGAUUCAGGAAAGUCUGUUUGGACAAACCAAAAAAGCAUGAAAAAUGUGCAUAUCACUGUACUGCAAAACAUAUACAUAAUAUUUAUAUGUAUAGAAGUUUGCAGUACAGUGAUAGGCUCAUGAAUGAAGCUAAUCAGUCAGAAUUCAGUCGACCAAACCAAAUGGUAUGUUACCAUUCAAAUUUAGUCCAUUAAUCUCUAUGUUGUGUGUACAGUUACUUUUGAGCAUUUGGGUGCUUAUUUUAAGGUUUGAUUGAUUGAUGUCCUUCCCUUCCUCCACAAAGAAACCUAUCAGGCCAUUGUCCAUGUUGUUUGUUCCACCCCUCCUCUCCCCCCCAGUAAUACAUGCAUAUGGCAGUUUUAAGGUAUGGAAUUUGAGCGACAUGCUGAUUAGCCAAAAUUUGCAGUUUGCAAAUUUGGAUCUGAUUUGUCUUAAAGUGAUUUACAAUUAAUAUAGUACAUUAAAAAAGAAUCCUAUCUGGAAUAGUACAGCCAUGAAUACAUAUUUAUAUUCUGUUACUUAGCCCCUAAAUGGCAGCUGAUUAAAUACUUUUUUCCUUAGUGAAUCAAGUGACAAAAUCCAGCAUGUGUUUAAACUCCUACAUGUGGCAUUUGGCUGAACAGUUGAGGUGCACACAUAAUAUGAGGACAGGUGGACACCUGACAGUUAUUGGCUUCAGUUUCUGCCAGAGAUCACUGAUAACGUCUAAAAUUCCAUUUGACAAUUCCAACAUGUGCUCCACAAGACACUUUUGCCAUCUUACAUUGGAAUUACUAAGAGAAACAUUCUUUUUCAGACAGUGUGAUCCCAAAUGAUAAAAAAUGAUCCUUUGAGGAUCUGAAAAACAUGUAUACACUGAUCAGCAUCAAAAUUAAAACCACUGACAGGUGAAGUGAUUAACAUUGAAUAUAUCAUUACAAUGGAAUCUGUCAAGGUGUGGGAUAUAAUAGGCAGUAAGUGAACAGUCAGUUCUUGAAUUUCAUGUUUUGAAAGCAGGAAAAAUGGCCAAGCAAAACGAUUUGAUUAACUUUGAUUAGGGCCAAGUGUUAGAUACCAGGGUCAGAGCAAUCAGCAAGAAUUAAAGGAACUGCUUGGUGCCAUAUACCACAGGACAUGUUCAGAAGUCUUGUGGAGUCCAAGCCUCGACGUGUCAGAGCUAUUUUGGCAGCACAUGGGGGACCUACACGAUAUUAGGCAGGUGGUUUUAAUGUUGUGUAAUUUAUUCUGGCCUUUGUCAUUGAUGUCUAUAGCCUUUUUACAACCAUCAGCCCAGCCACGUAUGUCCCCUAUCAGAACCAGUCUUUGCUGAUUUACCCUCACAUCUACUCAAACACUGCUAGAUGAACAUUGUCACCAAGCAGGAAUCCCAAAUGUCCCAGUUUCAGGCGGUGGGGGGGAGUCCCAAUUUUAUGGUCCUGUCCUGCUGUCCCUAAAUUGUUCCCUGGUGUCCCACAUUCCAUGACACUAAAUAACUAUCUUUAGACACGACAGCAUGAAAGCGCACAAGAGAAUAGUAGGAGUAGUGGGAGUUUAAGUGCAGGAUCUUUUUUUGUGUAACUAUAUUCAUUUUUGAAUCGCACAGUCAUGUUACAAUGCUGCCACCCAUCCCAUGUGUUCCCUAUUAAGGGUUAAUAUGUAUGUAGGUGUUUAUAAAUAAAAUACCCCUCUCAUUAGAGAUUUAUUUGUCUGAAGCUCAAAGAAGCAAGGUGAAUAGUCAGUGUAGGACCCACCUAAGAGGUUUGCCCUUACGUGGCAGGUGGGAAUGCAUCUAAUGGCCAUUGGAGUAGCUAAAUGACCUCCAUUUAUUUAAAUAUGUGUAGGGAUUUGGGAUAGUGUACAGGUAACUCUUUUUUUUUCUCGACUUAGAGAAUGUUUCCAGUAGCUAUAUUGACCUUAAAUUUGAAUGUCACUUUAAAUUCCCUUUAAAUUCUCACUCUAGUAAAUAACCCUGGCAGUCUAAUUUCUAUGACAUUAUAAUGAGUAUGUUUGUGAAUGGGCUGAUCGCCAUAUUUCUGUGUUCAGGCAUCUAAUAGUAGAAUGCUGUACAAAUGCAUGAGUGCAGGGGGAAUACUUCCAGCAUGUCCUAUGCAGCAUGUACCCUCACACGUCAACGUCUGUAAAACCAUGGUUAUUACAUUUGUCUACAAUUUAUACUCUAGUGAUGCCAUUACAAAAACGAAAUUCACGAGAACACUGGCAGCAGACAAAAAUCAUUAGCUUGUCCCUUGUCUUGUCUUGUCCCCUGCUUAGGUCUGAAACCGGUUUUAGCGUAUUUGUGCCAUUACACAGAGAACUUAUACCAUAAACAUAUCCAACUGAUCCCACCCUCAAGAGUAGACCGGUAGCAAAAUGCCAGAGCUAUGGCACACAGUGUGAGUAAAAACAAAUAAAAAAAAAUCUGUAUUAAGUAAAUAAAUAAAUAAUAAAAAUACCACAACCCAUUGCCAACAUUUAUUUUGCUAUUGGGUUGGACCUUUUCAUUAAUUCUGGACAUUUCACCUUAAGUUUUGCAAGUCACCUGCACGGCAAUGCAUCAUGUAUACAAUUAUUUAUUAAAGUGAAAAUUAUUGGAAUUCAAAGUGAAUUCUAAAUUUAAGUAGUUGAACUGGAAACGUUCUCCUAGUCAUCUAUGAUUCCAACUCUUGCCCUAAUGUUGAAAUUCACUUUGCAUUCGGCCUGCGCAUUUGACAAAAACAUGACCUUUAAUAGAAUAUAUUACAAUUUAUAAUUUUUCUUUUUUAAAUAAAAUUAGUAGCUAAUAAGUGAGCUGCCUUAUGCAGUAAUAUUUCUUCAUUAUUGUAACGAAAUUAAUGCAUCCCUCCGAAGUGUGCCUAUUUAUCAGGGACACUCCCUUUUUUAGUCCUAAUUCCCUCUGUCCCUCUUUUCUACCCUAAUGCCCCUCUUUUCUAGGAGCUCUGCAUUGUUGGUGUGUCUGAGUGUAUGACAGAGCUCCACAGCAAUAAUACUCCCAGUAAUGUGUUUUUAAAUUACAAUAAAUGUGAUUAGAAAUCAGUCUGUGUAAAUAAGAUACAUUGAUCUUGUUCUAAAUUACAUUUUAGUUUAGCAUAAACUGUUAUUAGUAAAUCUCUUAAAAACUGCCCUGCCCCUGGCCACACUCGAGUCACACCCCUAAAAUUAAAGUGUCCCUUUUUGUCCAUGUCAAAUGUUGGGAGGGAUGUAAAUAUUAUGUAUUCUCUAUUGAAGCAAUUAAUCUGUGUAUUACUUUCUGUAAAUGUGAUAUAAGAAUAGGGUUAUAAGUCUGAAUCCAUUGAGGUGUCAAUUGACAGGUCUGAGGAUUUGGUAACAAAAUCAUAGACAAGCUCUGAUAUGACUGGUGGCAACAUGCACAGACCAGAGCUGUGGUCGCCGUGGUUUUAUUUGCUUUAGGCAUGAAUUCACACACUAGGUACAUGCAUAUUGUAUGUAGCUCUAAAGUCUAAAUUGACCAAUUUCAAAUUCUUUGUUUCUGUAGGGUUCAGCAGAUUCUUACACAAGCAGACCAUCAGACUCUGAUGUAUCUCUGGAAGAGGACAGAGAAGCAAUUCGGCAAGAGAAGGAACAGCAAGCCUCAGUCCAACUCGAGAGAGCCAAAGUAAUGCGUAUACCUUUACUGGAAGCAUACGGGAAUGGGAUCAGGGCCAGUUAUGGGGUGUGCGACAAGCAACAAUCAUUAUAGAAUCAUACAAUUUCUGUUUGUAAAAUACAUUAAGCAAAUUGUGUUUUUUGAUUUAGAAACUAAUUGAUUUGGUUUAGAUUAGUAACAAUAUACAUCUGCAGCCUUGUACACUAUAGAGUUUAUUCACUGAGGCAUUGAUGAGAAUUGGCAAGGGAAUGGUAAGUCUCACGUUGUGUUAAGCUAGAAAAUUCAUGGCAUUUGGAAACAUUUAUGAUUGGCUAUUUAGCCCACAGUUUUCAGUUUUCACUUCAUUUAUCAGCAAACCCCAGUUUAGUGAAAACAAUCCUUAAAGUUUUAGUCUAAUCAACAUAACCACAAACGUUUACUGUAGUCUCCUGGGCAGAUCUUCCAUAAGAAAUCUCAGGUCCCCUUAAAAAAUAUUGCCUGGUCUCCCGCACCUAGAUACACACCCCAUGCCACACACAUAUGUAUAUAUGUAGAAACAGUCAUACACACACUCUUUCAGAAUAUAUACAUAUGCACAUUGCCAAACACAAAUAUACAAUAUCAGGCACACACACACACACACAGUCACAUACACACACAGACAGUCACAUACACAGUGUUAGAAACACAGAAACAGAUUCCAGCUGUCAGACACACAGUGUCACACACACAUGGAGCAAACAGACACAUAGGGCCAUUGCCCUAUGUAAAAUAGGUCCCCCAGCCUACAGGGCCAUGGGUAGUGUUACCGGGACUUGUACAUCGGGAAUAACCCAAAUUGCAAAAUAUAGGCAAUUACCAAGUCCAAAAACUCCAAGGUAUUGAGUAGAUGGAAAAAUACAUGAGGAAAAAAAGGAAAAUAAAAGAUAAAAAAAGGAAGCAAAUAAUUUUAUUGAUAAUUAUAAUAAGCUGGGACUUAAAGGAUCACUAAAGGGCCAGGAACACAAACAUGUAUUCCUGACCCCAUAGUGUUAACACCACCAUCUAGCCUCCCCCGGGUCCCUCAUGCCUCCAUGAAUAUAGUAAAAUCUUACUGUAUUCAAGCCAGAAGCUGUAACUCUGCAUGCUGUUAGACUCAGAAAAACAAAGCAGUCUGCUGACAUCAUCAGAAGUGGUUGCAUGAUCCAAUCACAGUGCUUCCCCAUAGGAUUGGCUGAGACUGACAAGGAGGCAGAUCAGGGGCAGAGCCAGCAUGAUUCAAACACAGCCCUGGCCAAUCGGCAUCUCCUCAUAGAGAUGAACUGAAUCAAUGUAUCUCUAUGAGGAAAGUUCAGUGUCUGCAUACAGAGGGAGGAGAUACUGAAUGUUUGAAUGCAUUUUAGGCAGCCAUGACCCAGGAAGGAGCUCGAACAGCCAUCUGAGGAGUGGCCAGUGAAGUUAUCACUAGGCUGUAAUGUAAACACUGCAUUUUCUCUGAAAAGACAGUGUUUACAGCAAAAAACCUGAAGGUAAUGAUUCUACUCACCAGAACAAAUUCAAUAAGCUGUAGUUGUUCUGGAGACUAUAGUGUCCCUUUAAAUCAGUCAAAAAAGUAAAACACAUAAAUUACCCAUUACAAUAGUGUAGAGGAUCAGGAAGGGCUUUCUUACAAUUAUAUAAUAUCCAAUUUUAUGUAGUGUAGACCUGACCAUGGGGUGUAUCUGUGCCUGCACGUAUUAAUUUCCGAAGUGUCUAUUUUUUGUGCACUAUCUAGAUACAAUCUGUGUAGUAAAGGUACGGCUGCCUUCAAUGGUUUAGGUAGAGACUAUCGCAUGUCAAUUUACUAGUUGCUCUCACUUUAAAUGCUACAGUGCUUCAGGUUCGUCAAACAAUAUUACAUGUCUGUUUACAAGUAUUUCUCUCCACAGUUGCUACAAUGUUUCCGGUUCUUACAUAAAGUAGUAUACAUUGUCGCCUGUUGCGGUGGACAGUGAAUAAAAAAGGGAACCAAAUCAGGGGGUAGAUGUAAUUAAUUAGCCCUCUAAUUGGCUCACAAAUUGGCCAAAAAUACCCCUUCUCUCUAGAAAGGAGGAAAGCAAUUAAAUAUGUGCCCAAAUAUAUUGUAUUUGUGAGGCAAUUAAUUGAUCCCAUACCAACUUCAGAUCUAUUCAUAAAAACACCUCUCAAGUUAAGGAAACAAGUAGGAGCCCCCAAUAUCCAGAAACAGCAGAAGCUGAAAAGGGGUACGCUGGGGAGCAGUGCCCUAUUAAUUAGCAUUAAAUAUGAUGAGGAAAUAUCUACCUAUACCAUGCACUAAAUCCAGAGCCAAAGAGAACUUUAAACAGAACCCACAACCUUCCAGCUAUCCCAGUGGGUUAACUUUUUUUCAAGUACCCCAUACCUCUGAGUUUUUGGCUUUAGAAAUAGUCUAUAUGCUUGCCAUUGCCGUCUGGUUCAUGGUGACAUAGCUUUCUCACCUACUGCACCAAUAAGUGCUACAAGGCCCGAUGCGAAUGCCUCAAGUGGGCUGGGCCCAUUACAAGGGUACUGCCUAUAGCCCCAUGAUGGCUGCUCUGGGUGCCAUUACUCAUCUAGCUGUUCAGGUGGGAUGAUAUUGACUUAUAAACUGAUAAAGCUGAAUUGCUAAUUUCACAUUAUGAACACAGCCAAGAUGGGGUAGUUUUGGGGCACCAGAAGACCCCCAGUUUACAACAAACUGGCAGUGAGCUGUAGUGGUUAUAUUGCUUAGUCUAUCCUUUUAAAGUUAACUUAUAAUGCAAUCAUAAAUUAUAAGAUCAAUAAAUUAAUUUAGUUAUUGUGCCACCAAAUCUGGCAUUGAUAGAAGGUGCAUCUCUAAAUAAAUAAAAAAAUACAAAUUAAUGGUUGUAACCUUCUGAGCUCCACAGAAGGAAAGAACCUUUUUAGACAUGCAAUAGUUAAUUUAGAUGAUGCUGAUAAGGACAGACCUCAAGCGAGCACUCAUUAAAUUCCAACCUUUGCAAGGGAGGAUCUCGCAAAAUCAAUAUUUGGACUGACCAUACCUUUAAUUAGGAAAUCUAACAGGAUAAAUUCUGCAGGAGAACAAUGACGCUAAUGCGAGUCUGCAGUAUGCAUUUUACACAAUUAUUUCUAGUGGAAGGUGAGAUAUGAUAUUAUCUAAAUAUGGGGUGAAUAUUCACUAUAACAGGAUUUGAUGAGAAUUAAUAAGAGAGUUGCAAUUCAAGGCCAAAGUAGUCGAUUUGGCAAACUUAUUGAAUUGGAGAAACAAUUUAAUUCCUUUAUUUUUGGCCAAAAUGUCAGAAUCUCUAGUCGAUUUUCCACAAUUCCCCCUUUAUUGAAUAAAGUAAUUUGUGUAUUUUAUGACACUGAUGCCUAGUACUGCAGAAGCUUGUAGAUUUCAUUUCCCAUGAUCCUUAGCAAGCCUUUAGCUUGUGAACAUUCAAGAAAAAUAUAGAACAAUUACAGUAUCAACCUUAGUGGGCACCUUUUUUUAAAAGUAUGACAUUAUGGAGUUAAUGUGCAUAGUGAGCGUUACUCUGUGAUAACGAUGGGUAUAUGUGUAUUCUGCAGACCAAGCCCGUGGCAUUUGCAGUGAAGACGAAUGUAAGUUACUGCGGAGCAUUAGAUGAAGAUGUUCCCGUACCCAGCACUGCCAUCUCUUUCGACGCCAAGGACUUUUUACACAUUAAAGAGGUAAAUGUAGGAUUCAUUUCUCCUGGCACCAGUCAGCAGCUCAAAAGAAAUACAUCCGUCAGGCGACAUCUUGUUAAAAACUAAAAGGAAAGCUAACCAGGUCUCAGGACUUUUAAUUAUUUGAUUAACCUCUACCUCCUGCGUGCCAAAGUGAUACCUGCUUUGCAUAGAACUCUUGGCACCAAAGAAAUGCCAAAGGGGUAAACGCUGCACAGUUUUUGUUAACCCUUAAGGUGUCAGCUAUUUUAUGUAUUUAUGUUUUUAUUUUGUCAGUUCUCUGUACUCUUUUGCUCCCUGUGUCGCUUUGUUAGCAGGUGUGUGUAGGGUCUCUCUGUGACAGCACACAUGAGAGUAACUUGAGAAUGUGUAUUCUCAGUAUAAGCUUGCACUCUAUAUAGGCUAAUUUAUUGCUUUUUUUUUUUUUAAAGGAAAAUAGGUGAAAUUGCUUGGUAAAUUGGACAAAAUGCAUUUGAGUCUGUGUUAAAAAGGAUCUGUCACUUAUCUGGAAAUUGCAACAUUUAAUAAAACAUUGGAAGUCACCUAUAGUUUGGUGCAUGGUAUAUCGAAGAUGUAGGAGUUGACUGUACAAUUUAGUUCAGUUCGGGUAAAGCUAGGGAACUUGAUGCUUUGAGGAAGAGAAACAAAAACACUGGGAGAUAUGUAUAAAAGUGUAAUAGAAAGUGACGGUUUCAUUCCAUCAUUAUUUUGACCAUAUUUAUCAAAGUGAUCUAAAACGACAGUCUUUCAUAGAAAUUUCCAUUUCCAUUUCCAUUUUAGAACUGCCACAUUUACAGUAGCUGGAAAAAUACCAACACUUUUCUGUCUGAAAAAGUAGCCAGAAAAAAAAGUCAUAAAUCCAUUGCAAUAGUGAAAAAAAGAAGACGAAACACAAGAGAUUUAAUGAUUUACACCAAAAAGUCCCCCCCCCAAAAAAUUACAUAGAAAAGUAUCAGUUACAGUCUCAUAAAUUCCUAUCAUUGAUAAAAGAGACAUCUUAGGAAUUAAUGGAUCCCCUUUAAACGGAGCAUGGUACACAUCUCAUUGCUGGCAAUAUGUGUACAGAUAGCGAUUCACACACUAGCAGAUACUGCUUCAAGUGUAGCUACGCUUAUUGCGCUCAGUUUUAUCCAUCCUAACAGUAUAUACAUCGCAAGGAAAUGUGUAGCUACUAUCAAGUGUACUGUUACCUGGAUAGGCAAAAUUUUUGACUGGCUGAUGUACAUGCUGGGAGAUGUAGUUCAUUAGCUCUCCUCAACAUGAUCAACUUUAUAACAUUAUCCUUGAUGACAAAUUUUUGCAUACACUUGAUACAAUGUGUAUAUGUUCAUUUUACCGUCUCCGUCCUCACUAUAGUCAACCUAUGCACCUCUCUCUGUUUACAUGUGCUUCUCAUCCUUAUAGACCAGGAGUAGGCAACUUUUGGCACUCCAGGAGUUGUGGACUACUACUACACUGAUGCUUUGCCAGCAUUUUGUCUGUAAAUGCAUUGUAGGAGAUAUAGUUCAGGUUUGGGGUGCCAAAGAUUGUAUACCUCUGUUACAGGCAGAGGUGGGGGAGAUGAUUUUAAAGAAAUGCUGCUCUGAAAGUGAUGCCUACUGAAACAAACACCACUCUUCCAGAAAUACAACAAUGAUUGGUGGAUAGGGAGACUCGUCAAAGAAGGCUGUGAGAUCGGGUUCAUUCCAAGUCCUCUGAGGUUGGAGAAUAUUCGAAUCCAGCAGGAGCAGAAGAGGGGUCGUUUUCAUGGAGGGUAAGAAAAACAUUUAUUUUAAUAUUUCAUGUUUCAAAGAGUUCCAUGGGAAUAGAUGUUGAAAUAUACAAAUUAUGUAGCAUGAUAGAAGAUAUUGGUCAUGGGUUUAAUUUAACUGCAUUUUUUAUUAUAUUGUGUCAUCUUCAAUAUGUGAAAUAUAUAUAUGUGAUAUUAUUUUUAUAUAUAGCAUACUAAUAUAGCAUUUAAUAUAUUAGUGCAUCAUUGGAGUCAUCGUCUAGUGAGAGUUGAUUGUGUCCCACCCUCGACAUAAAAGAAAGAAUAAAAGAAAGAAAGUAAAAAAAAGAAAGCUAAUGUUCUAAUGUUUAAUAACUGUGCAACAUAUUUAUAAUUUACUGUGCUAAUAAUAUCCAUUCUUUUGACAGUAAAUCAAGUGGAAAUUCUUCUUCAAGUCUUGGGGAAAUGGUAUCUGGGACAUUUCGUGCAACGCCCCCUUCUGCCGGUGAGCCCUAUUUGAACAUGCAGAUAUGUAUUCCUAUUUUAGUUGAAGUUAAAGAUUAUUAAGACAUUUUUGAAACCAAGGAAAGUGAAGUACUCAGAGGCUGUCUCGCAACUUCAACCCAAGUCGAAUUCAUGUGUUUCAACUAACAAAGGCCAGGAAAGCUUACAAAACUCACAAUGAGAUAUUCACUAAAGUGUGAAUUGUUGAACUUGUUGACACACACAAAAGGACUGGAAGUUCUGUUCUAAUAUUAUAAUUACAAGUGCUCAGAGUAUCUAUCAAAAUAAUCCAUUUAUAUUUAAAUAAAUAUAUCCAAGCUUGCAGGAACGUUGAAGAGCAUACUUCAGAUCUUGCUUUCCUCACUAGGCCAACACUUUACUGUUCUAUUAAUAACCUUCCUAUCGUAAUCCUGUUGAUUACAAUGGAAUGAAGCAAGGGAAGAGUUAUAAUGGGUACAUGAUAACCGUGCCUUUACCUUUUCUGAACCUCUGUCCUAUCAGUGUCUGUGUCUCUGGCAGACACGCACACAAAGAGUACAUUUAACAGCAGUGUUUGCGGGCACCUCUGACACAGAAUAUGUUAAUGCAUGUAGCCCAUGUUUUAUAAACGAUUGGAUUUUUCUUUAGAGGUGAAAUUAACAUUACUCUCUUUGGUUUGCAGCCAAACAGAAGCAGAAAGUGGUGAGUCAUUUUCUCAUUUUUAUUCUCCAAACCUCCUGCAAAUUCCACUGAUAUUAAUUCAUUUAAUAUCAUUUCACUUGCAGACAGAACACAUUCCUCCUUAUGAUGUUGUACCCUCCAUGAGGCCAGUCGUUUUAGUUGGUCCAUCUCUAAAGGGUUAUGAGGUAUGUAUCUCCAUUUAAAGGUUCUGGCUCAGAUUUAUCCAGGCCUUCCAACUGUCCUGCUUUUGACAGGACAGUUCCGAUUUUCAGGUACAGUCUCGCUGUCCCAACACCAGGGAACUGUCCCCAACAAGCAUAGAGCAAGUGCAUCAUUAGAUGUGUUUUGCUUGGACUAUUAGGAGCCAUCAGAGACCACUGAAACAGUGCUUCCUGCAGUGUCUGCCCUCAGUGGGUUGAUCUGUCUAUGGUUUGGAGGGACCCAUCCCCAUUCUGAUUCAAAGGACACCAGAGUUGGGAGGUAUGUUACCUUCUGAUAAUCCAUAAUUCAGUAAGGCUACAAGAACCUCAGAAAACCUUGGAAAAUUUGUUCAGCUAAAGAUAUUGUGAUGAAGACACAUCCAUCUAAGCAAAAAUACAACUCAAGGACCCAUUAGAUGGCAUGAAAACAUACAUAGUUAAUUGCAAUGUUUCUCAGGCCUUUCAGAAAACCCAUAAAUGUAUAUACCGGUAUUUACUGGAAAAUUCUGUCCUUUUUCUUUUAGAGGAAAAAUUCUGAAAUUAAUUGCAUCGUGCAAAAUGUUGAAUAUUCUUAACAAAUGAAGGUCCACUCUCAAAAAAGCAGAUGUAAAAAUCUAAUUGAUUUAUUUAACUGCGCCGAUUCUCCAAAUAUUUUUUGAAAAGAUACUGAAAAGUGUUUGGAACAUUCUGACAAACCUAACCAAUCACAUUGCUCUAUUUUUUCCCAUUCAGUCAGACAUAAAUUAAUGGACCAAUAUAACUGUAUAGAGCAUUCUGACACAGUUGAAUGUAUCUUUAUGUUCUUUACAACAUCACAUUUUUGUUUUAACGAGAUGGUAUGUAGGUUUUUCAGAUUGUAAUUCCGCUAGCUAGGUUUUCUAAAAUAUCUAGAGAAAAUCUCACUCGGAAGCUACAAAACUGUACUGCAUGACCAGACUGCUAAUCUUAUACAUAUAACAUUUAAAACGAUAUUGGCCCAAAUCUCUUCCACAAACUGAUUGACUGAGUUAUCGCACAUCUCCCACUGAUUUAUGUAAAAAUGACGAUAUCAGCGUUACUUUUGUUGAGCUUGGGAAUCAAAGGUGUCUUUAUCAGAAUUUUAAUGUUUUGCAUGUUUCACAGUUAAAAAAUAACCUAUAGGAGAGAAAACAUGUAAGUAUAUAUUUGCUGGUGUUAAUUGAUUCGUUAACAAAGCAGAUAGCAAAGACUAGAAAAUGUCACUGAUUAUCAGCAGGUAGAGAGUCUUUCCUUCUUACAGAAUCAUUGAGCAGGUUUCCUUUGACCUUUUCCCAUUGGUCUCCGAAAACAUUUGGCCAACAAACACUGUCUUUCUUUUUUCCUCUUUUCUGUUUUUCUCACAUUAUCCCUUUUUUCUCUUUCUUUCUGUCCACCUUGACCUUCUUAUCUCCUGUUCUGGGAAGGUGACGGACAUGAUGCAGAAAGCCCUUUUUGACUUCUUGAAGCACAGGUUUGAUGGGAGGUGAGGAAUGAUUGCAUUACUCUUUGGCCCUUAGGCGUCCGUGAACUAAAAAGUAGAGGCCCAGAAAAAAAAAUAAUAAUGAAAGAUUCUGUCUUAUGACGCUGUCCUAUACUGACCUACAUUCCGGUACAGAGUUGCUUCAAUCCAAUGGUCAGUUCUUUCUGAUAAAACAGGUUUGAGCACUAAUGCUGGAUUUUAUCAAUUGCAACUUAAUACAGAUAUUUUAUUGCUCAACAGUCAGGAUGUGCUUCUGCCUGUUGAAUAGAGACUGUAAAUAACAGCCACCAAAUCUCCUUCCCCAGUGAAGACAUAGAUAGAUAAACAGACAGACAAACAGUCAGAGAGGGACACAAGAUAUAUAUAUAUAAAUGGUGAAUUAGUACUCAUUUGCUGCAAGAAAAAUCACGUUAUUUGCCAUGGAUUCACAAAUUUAACACCUGAAAUAAUUUGGAAACACUUUUCUAUCAAUUAACUUAUAUCUAUAAUAUUUCUAAGUUUCUGUGUAUGCUACAAACACCCCUUUCUCGACGACGUGUUCAAGGAAUAUAAACUACUGAUAUCUUGUUAACUGAUUGUACCAAUUAAUCACUGAAACUACAAUAUAACAUAGCAAACUGAAUGACAUAACAAACAUAUAGGUGUCAAUACCAGAAAUGUCUAGUUUAACUAUCUUACAAAAAACUGUCAUACUCACAUUGCAGCGUCCAUAAUUAAAUACACUCCUGUUAGCCUCAUCAAUGCACCUGGCUUUUUGUAAGCUCCAACCUGUGAUGUAAUUGAAUUGCCUGCAAAAGUCAUAUUUUCUUUUUUCAUUACCAUUACGAUAUCAACCUAUCGAGUUCAACAUUGUGAGAUUAACAAGUAAAUCACGAUUUAGGCCUGGUUAACUCGAUAAUGUUUUCUGAAUUCAGUUGCGUUACUGGAAUUAAAAUGUUCAGUGAAUUUCAGAUUGUGGUCUGUUCGAAAUGUGAUGUGUGAUAUUGUUUGUCGUUCAGAAAAAAUGGUCAAUCGACAACUGUCACUGGAUUAUAAAAUACCCAUUGAUAUUUGUGAACAUUUUUUAGUGUUUACUCUUUUUGGUGUUUGCUAUAUUACUUUUUGAUUGUGUCUGAUUGAUGCAGUAUGUUCAUCUCUAGAAAGUACAAGUUUACCUUAGUGUGUUAAGAAAUAUUGUUUUUUAUUUGCUAAAUGAAUGCCAAUGUCACAGCUCUGAAGGUAAUUAGAGAUUACAACAAUUAAAACAUUUUUAAAUAUGAAAUCUCUCUCUGUCACUCUUUAUCUCAAAUCAGCUGACAGGUAAAACAGAUGUAGCAACAAUGAUCCAUUCAAACACUUCAUAUAUAGUGAUGUCGCGAACCGUUUGCGAACUUCCCACGAACGGCUCGCCGCAGUUUGCGGCGAGCUCUGGUCAGCUGACACAUCCCGGCCAAUCUCCAGCAGACCCUCCCUCCCAGACCCUCCCACCUCCUGGAUGCUGUCCAGGAGGUGGAAGGGUCUGGGAGGGUGGGUCUGCUGGAGAUUGGCCAGGAUGUGUCAGCUGACCGGAGCUCGCCGCGAACGGUUUGUGGCGAACCGCGGCGAGCUGUUCGCGGGAAGUUCGCGAACGGUUCGCGACAUCUCUAUUCAUAUAUAGUGUUAUUUUGUAACAAUAAGGGUUUCUAUAGUUGGCGAUAUAUAGAUUUGGUUGCCCUCAAGAGUUCCACUGGAGACCAUACAUUUUAUCUGUAAAAGUGGUCAUUCACGACAUUGUAUUCUAACCUGUAAAAUGAUAAUUUAUUUUCAGAAUAUCCAUUACUCGAGUGACGGCUGACAUUUCUCUAGCCAAGAGGUCGGUGCUGAAUAAUCCCAGCAAGAGGGCGAUAAUUGAACGAUCAAACACCAGAUCUAGUUUGGGUAAGAACUUUAUGCAGAACGUGCAAAGUUCACUAUAUGUGCUAUAAAAAAAUCUAGUUAUCAUGUAUCAAAGUAAGGCAACUGCGUGUGUAAAUCAACUACAGUAACAAAUGUAUUGUGGCAUUAUAUAGAUAAUACAUUAAAGAAUUACUCCUAACAAAAAACAGUAUUUUUAUAAAUACACAACCCAUGUUUUUACAGGUUAUCACUUCGUCCCACUGCUGCCAAUACUAGAGUGGCCCGGUCACUCUGUUAAAGGUCUGCAGGGCCCGACUGGGUCCCUGUUCAGGAAUACACAUUGGGUGGCCCAUAGUGCAAGAGACCCCUAGUGGGCCACCUGAAAUUGCAGUAGUUCCGCUGCUGAUGCCAACCAAUGUAACCCAGCCUAGUUCACAGCUUAGUGAAUAGGGGUUGUGUGCAGCAAUUGGGAUAGACGUCUACAAUGCUUGGUCAGUCCCCAAAAAAGGAGCUAAACAAUUAAGCAAUAGAAAUGUUCUUGGUUAUGAUAUGUGAUGUGAUUGACAGCUGACAUCACAUGCUAUAAUUAGUCUUUGCUUAAUCAUGUGGAUUAGAGUGUAAAAAUUGUGACGCAUUAACAAGAUGGCCACCUUCACACUGAAAUACUGUCAGAUCUUCAAGUGGUAAUUAGAGUUAAAUUACUGUAGUUUAGAUGACAAGUAUAUUGUUGUUUUGGGAUUGGUGUUUUAAAUUAAUUUAUGCAAAGAAUAUUUCAGAUGACAGAAAUGUUUUAGAUGUCAGUGCAUGAGAAAUUGAUGUAAAAUUUCAGGCCGAGCAUGUUUAACUUUUUAUACUGUAUUGAUUUUUGUUUAUAACUGGUUGCAAGACCAGCGAAUGGUUACAUCUGUCCCUUUACAUACACAACUCUUAGAAACAAACGUGAAUAGAAAUUGUUAGAAUACCAAAGGUAAAAAAAAUAAAAUAAAUAAAUAAAUAAAUAAUGUAGUCAUAUUUUUCAUUUUUAUUAAGAAGCAUGUUUACUAGUAUUCGACUUACUUUUAUUGAUUACCAACCAUGUGAUUAUUACAAAAAAUAUAUAAUCCUACCUCAAAAUAACGUAAGGAACUAGACAUGUUUGUUUAAAUUUAUAGAUUUAAGAAACCAAUGAGAAUAAUUUAUGAAUGGUACAUUGAAACAGUUCUAUCAGACAAAAGCAUUGCAAAUGGAGAAUUACACAUUUUAGUUAUGUUAAACUCAUUUUCCUGGCUCUAUAGGGUCUUUCAGCCAAAUUUACUAAUACUAAGUAAAAAUUACUUAGUAUUAGUAAAUUUUGCCCUACUCGCUAUACCGCUCAGGGGUGGGGGCCAGGGGGAAGACAUUAGGUCUCCCCCUAUUCUAAUUUAGGGACCCCACCCACCGUUCAGGGGUGGGGACCAGGGGGAAGGACAUUAGGUCCCCCCUUAUUAGUAUUUUGGGCCCCCACCUGCCGCUCAGGGGUGGGGGCCGGGGGGGGAGGACAAUAGUUCCCCCCCAUUAUUUUAUCUUAGGGCCCCCACCCACCGCUCAGGGGUGGGGGCUGAUGGGGGGCAAUAGGUCCCCCCCCUUUUUUUUCUAACAGUGAGCAGCCACAGGCAUAACGGCAUAGCGAGUGGGGGCAUAAUUUACUAAUAUUAAGUAAUCUUUAUUUAGUAUUAGUAAAUUUGGUUGAAAGACCAAUUUAGGUCUUUCAGCCUUUUAGUAAAUAGCUCCCUAAUACUGUGGGAAUUAGGUAGUUAUUUACUUAUUCAUUCCUGUCAUUACAUUGACUGGCUAAAUAACUUACAUUUUAUAUGAAUGUAUGUUACUUGAUUGUUGUAAGUGUUGCAAAUGCUUACAGCUGAAUCCUGGCUAUGUUUGUAUACAUUUUAUUUAAAAUUGUAUACAUUGUAACAUUCUUCAAUCUUUCACUGGGUAAGUAUAUUAGUUCUAAGGCAAUACUGUGCUUCGGAACUUCGACACUUCGGAACUUCAGCAACUUCGGAACUUUGGCACUUCAGCACUUCGGAAGUUCGGCACUUCGACACUUCGGAAAUUCGGUAAUUUCGGAAAUUCGGUAAUUCAUCUAUUCAGACAUUUGGAAGUACCCGAAAGUCCGAAUUGCCCGAAAUUCGCCGAAUUCACAUUCGGACCGAAACGAAUUGCACAUGUCUAGUAUUAGCAGUAUUAGCAUAUUCAGCAAUAUCUCAAAGCUUUGUCAAACAGAUGGAUCCACAUAACUUUCUAAUUUCAUAGAUCAGUAUGAAUUCAAAGUGCUUGUUUUUCCCCAAUUCAUAGAAGGUGCCCUAAAAUAUUUGUAUGCAUUCAGGAAGUGCCAAAAUAAUAUCUGAUAACAGAUAUUGAUAUAUUGAUCUGUAAACUAAAUAAUAUUAAGUGUUGGAAAGUGGCUAUUAAUUUACACCCACAAAUGUAUGCCAGAUAUAAUGUAUCAUAUGUCAUAUUAACUAUUCAUCUAUAUAAAUUUUCCAUCUGGGUACAAGUCAACACAUUAUGUCAAACUGUGACAUUUGAUAAUGUUGUUGAAAUGGAAAGAAUUGGCUGGGCAUUAAAAAUCACUCUCCCUGUUUGAAUAACGUAGUCGGUUUGUGUAUCAACUUCGACUAACUCAGUAAUCUCCAAAUAUAUUCUGAUCUUAUACCAUAUUCUUCCAUGCUGACACAAGUAUUCAAUAAAAGUGUGAAUCGACAGAAAUUCAAAGUGAAUUUCACAUUUUAAACUCAAAUAGCAAAACUGGGAAAAAGUAAUUUAUUUUUAUUAUUAAUUGCUUAACAAAGACUGUUUCAAAGGCUGAAACGUUGUCACUAUGGGAUGGAAGUGUUUCCAUGUUACUCACCUGUUCGUGUGUCUUGUCCUUUCUUUUGUCUUCUGCGAUUUCCUUUCUUUUGUCUUACACAUAUUUAAAUUAUAUGUGUCAGUUUUGCUUUGAAACUUUGAAAAUUUGAGAUUCAAUCUGAAUUUGCGUGGAGUUUCCAGCAGUCACAUAAAUUACCCAGAUAAUCUUCUAGGAGCUAAUCUCUGGAGCUGUACUGAUGAAAGAAUUGGCACACCAAAGCUGGCGUUGAACUUUAAUGCUAGUUUUGCACUUUCUUAAGUAGCUGCCAAGGUACGCUGCAUUAAUUUAUAAGUUAUAAUGCGAAAAUAUCGCAACUAAAAAUAAACAUGAUAUAACGCUGACUUUAACACGUAUGGCAUCGCAUACAGAAUAAUGACCCAUGCUAAAUGUGUAGAGUUUUAAUGUUAAAAAAAAAAUAAAACUACGAAAAUGUGAACUAAUGCAGUUGCUAUAUUUACUUGCGAAUGCAGUUGCUAUUUUUAAAAUCUCACAUAGUAAUCUGUGUGUAGUGAAACUCUGUGUAGAUUUUUCUGUUGGGAAAUGUGAUAAUUGAUUGAGAAUUAUAGAUAGCUUAGUUAAUUCGGAAAGAUGAUAAUGAGAUGCCAUGUGAAGAUGGUUCUUGCAGAUUAUAUAUAUUCUACAUUUAGGACUUUAACCCCUUAAGGACCAAACUUCUGGAAUAAAAGGGAAUCAUGACAUGUCACACAUGUCAUGUGUCCUUAAGGGGUUAAGCAGAUUGCAUUGAAUCAAAACCCACAUUGUAAAAUAUAGGAAAUAUAUUCAGCUCUGGAAAGAUUGGCGAGUGCAGAUAUAGUCACAGCUUAGCUAUGCGACCAAAGGUUUUGCAAUCUGUUAGUCAUUUCAAUUCACAGUUUACUGAAUAAACUAGAUAAUAAAUUAGAUAAUCUCUGCAUGUUAAUGUAUUGGCGGUUACACAAACAUGAAAGGAACAUAUAUACAGUUUGGAAGUUUUUAAUUCAUGCCAGAAUUCAUAAUGAGUACUGUAGCCAAUCCUCUGACGUCUGUCACAUUGUUUUCAGAGAAGGGCUACAAAACUGGUUCAUGGAUUUCAGGAUAAAACUUACAAGGGAAGGUUAAAGGAAUUUAACAUGUAUUGCUUGGAGGAAAGACGAGACAGGGGGGAUAUGAUAGAAACAUUUAAAUAAAGGGAAUCAGCACAGUAAAGGAGGAGAAAAAGAAGAAAAACUACCACAACAAGAGGACAUAGUCUUAAAUUAGAAGGGCAAAGGUUUAAAAAUAAUAUCAGGAAGUAUUACUUUACUGAGAGGGUAGUGGAUGCAUGGAAUAGCCUUCCAGCUGAAGUGGUAGAGGUUAACACAGUAAAGGAGUUUAAGCAUGUGUGGGAUAGCCAUAACACUAUCCUUGUUAUAUGAUAAGGCCAGAGAAGUAUUUAGAAAAUUGGGCAGACUAGAUGGGCCAAAUGGUUCUUAUCUGCCGUCACAUUCUAUGUUUCUAUGUUUUAUAAAACAAUUUUGCUUUAAAGAAUAACUUUCACUGCCCAGGAUUUUAAUAUUAUAUUUACUCAUCUCUAAAUUGAAUUAAUAUCGAACACCUCGUUAUCCUGCAACUGACACCUCCAUCUUAGCUUGCUGCCAAUCAUCCUUUAGAUUGUAAAAUAGUUUUGUCAGGGGACACUUAACCUAUUAUUUUGUUGAAAUGUAUGAAAUAUGAAUCUUGGUUGCCUAAUGUACAGUGCGGCAGAAUAUGUCAGCGCUAUACAAAUAAUUAUAAUUGUUAUAAACUCUGUCCUUAGCAUAAGGUGCAGACAAAAUGCACCUAGAGUACGUUUGUUAAGAUGUACACUUGGAAUAUCGACUAGCGUGUUUAUUUUACACAGAGUAGUGGGAGAGAUGGUCUUGCUUAUAAGCACUGGGCAGUUAUAGGGGUAUAUUGACUGUGAGUUGUGGAGUCUGACCACAGACAUGCUACAAUGAGUCUAAAAUAUGUUGACAAAGGUCCAUUGUUGGGAACGGCAGAUUAUUCUUACAGAAUUCCUUUUAACCAAAAGGAACCAGUGGAACGCAAAAUGGUGGAACGCAAAAUGGUACAAACAGAUUUAAUACUAUUACAUUUCCAGAGGAUAUAUUAAUUCAUAAUUUAUUUAUUCUCAUGCUGUAGAUUUAAUGAUUUAAUUUAAAUUCCGCUACAUUAAAAUAUGUGUGGUUCAACAUUUAUUUCCCCAUAUGUGAUGAUUUUUUAAAAUUAGUUGUAUUUUUUUAAAUCAAUCACUUAACACUGAACGCAUCGUGUAUACAACCUUAUUUAAACAAUUUCUUUCUUGUGCCAGAAAAUCUUACUAGUAUGGUAACAAUUAGAUGUUGUAAUUUUAAAUGCUUUCCUGUUUCUACUUUGUUUAAUCUAUGUAUUUAGUGUUAUACCAUUCUCCUUGCAUGUAAAUAAAGAUGACAAAAUCCUUUCUAGUAUACAUCGGUCACCAAAGAUAUACAUACACACUAUGGUAUAUGCAGUUCACAAAAAUCCACCUAUCACAUGGGGGGUUAAUAGCAAGAUCUCCAUCUGUUGGUUUAAUCUACAAAUGCCAUGAUGUUCAACCAUGUAAAAGUUUAACUAUGUACAGAUUUCCUCAACCUCACUUCUAGCAAGUAAGAGUCCUGACUGAUUUUACUUUAUAGAGCGAAUUGUGAGUGAUUGUUUUACUGAUUUAUCAUAGAUUAUGGGAGGCUGGUACACAUCUUCCACAUCUACUAAGAAGCUCAGAUCACUCAUCUUCCCUAUUGUAAUGUUUACUUAAAUGAACACUAAAUCAUUAGGAAUUUAAACAUGUAUUCAUAACAUUAUAGCGUCCUAGUACCUAGUUAGAUUAUAGGGAUCCCUAAAUUAAGACAGUAAGCAGAUUUACUUACCUUUACUCAAUCACCGCGCCACUCUCAGUUCUGCCACUCUGCCUUCUUGGCUGAGAUCAUUAAUGUUGAUGAUCUCAGCCAAUCCAAUGCCUCCCCAUAGGGGAAUAGUGCACAUGUGUGGCAAAUUGUCACACUGUCCAUCAGCAUCUCUUUAUAGUGACGCAUUCAAUCAAUGUGUCUCUAUGGGAGACGCUAAAUGUAGUUCCAGGUAAGAUUGUACAAGCUCAUCCAGAAACUCUCUCUAGUGGUUGUCCGAGUGACAGCUAGAGGUAGAUUUAAGCAGCAAUGUCAACACUGCCUUUUUUUUGUAUGUUUUUUGUAUGUUUCCCAGGUGAUAGGGUUCUAUAUAAUUUAUAACAAUUAUUUUCCGUAUUUAUUUUUAGCUGAAGUUCAAAGUGAAAUUGAAAGAAUCUUCGAAUUAGCCCGGUCGUUACAAUUGGUUAUUUUAGAUGCAGAUACAAUUAACCAUCCAGCACAACUCAUCAAGACAUCAUUAGCGCCUAUAAUCGUACAUGUUAAAGUGUCCUCUCCAAAGGUAACUCUUUUUUAUUUUUUCUUUCUAUGUCUUUAUAGAAGGUUUUUUUUCAUUGAUAAUUGUAUCUCUGAACCGUACACGAAUCUCCAUUCUCAAAGGUUCCAUAGUAUAUUGCAGCGAGAGAUAUAACUAGCACUUACCAUACAAAUGGGCCUCAAUUUAAUAUUGUUCGAUAAGCUUUCCAAAUAAUUUAAUAUCUUUGGAUAAACUUUUCAAAUUACCUUUUCAACAUAUAAAAAUAUGAAAAGAUAUAUCACAUAAAUGUAAUAUAUAAAAUAUAUCAUAAUAUUAAAUAAUUUAGAUAUUCUUCAUUCUAUUAAAUCAUUUUUACAGAAAUAUUAAAUAAUUCGGAAAGCUUAUUCGACAAUAUUAAAUUGUGCCCUAUAUUUGAGACAGUUGUUUAACCCCAUAAGGACAUGUCAUGGUUCCCUUUUAUUCCAGAAGUUUGGUCCUUACGGGGUUAAAGAACAAAUUAAAUAUCCCUUCCAAGUGACCCUGGGAGGUUUAUUCCCUAUUUUGUUAUAUUUUGUGCUUUUUAAACAUACAUCACAUUUUUCCCUCCCCAGAACCUGUUGUUUUCUAAAAUAUGAAGCAGAAAGCAGGAUCUAAAAGCUGUUUUAUUCUUUAAAUGUUUAUAUUCAAAAUGGAGAUAAUGAAAUAUGAGACAGCAAUGAUUUAUUCAAUUAAAAUUAAUUUGUAGUGAAUUAAAAUGUAAUAGCUGAAUUUAGCUAGAAAAAUUUGCAACUAGCUAUUGGAAACUAGCUAUUUCCACAAAUGCUAAUUUUGCCAAAAUGUUGCAAUUCAGUUUACCAGAUCAUUAUUAUUUAGCGUUGGGUGAAACUCUACAAACUUUAACCGUGAGAACAAUUACCUCUCAGACAGACAUUACGUUAAAAGUCUGCCUUGAUUGGCUGAAAGGGUGCAUAUUCAGAUAUCAUAUGUCUCAAACUGAUCACCUGUAAGGGUAAAUAAGAACAAAUAUCCUAUAUUUGUAUAAAUUGUUAAAAUUAUUCAGAUUGCGUAAAGUAGAAACUGAAAUAAAUUGUCGAACAUGUUCUCAUGCAACCAUCCAGUUCUUCUUUUAACUUUAAAACAAUUACUUAUGAAAGCUUGUUCUUGAAAGACAAACAUAUUUGAAGAUUUGUGGCUCUGUGGCCUCUCUCCAGCUUCUCUGGGACUGCAGCAUCUACCAUUCUCAGCCAGCCAUAGGUCCAGUGGCAUACACGCAAUCCAUGGGGCCCCGGUGCGAAAACUGAUCCGUGCCCCCCCCUCACGCGCUCACUCUGCGCGGGCUGGGGCCGCAACACAUGGCGGCGGGCACCUGGUCGCAGGGGUCGCAGGGCUGCGACCCCUGCAACCGCUGUAUGUACGCCAGUGCAUGCAGAUACACAUACACUUAAAGGACCACUACAGACACCCAGAUCACAUCAGCUCAAUGAAGUGGUCUGGGUGCCAGGUCCCUCUAGUUUAACCCUGCAGCUGAAAACAUAGGGUUAAUCCAGCCUCUAGUGGCUGUCUCAUUGACAGCCGCUAGAGGAGCUUCUGCGAUUCUCACUGUGAAAAUCACAGUGAGAAGACGCUGAACGUCGAUAGGAAAUCAUUGAGUAAUUCUUUCCUAUGGGCGGUUUGUAUGCUACACACACACACACUCACACACACUCUCUAACACUAACACAUACACACUCUAACACUAACACACACACUCUAACACACACACCUCCCUACCUUUGGGGGUGCUGAGGGGAUUCCCUGGGGUCCAGUGUUGCUCCUGGGUGGCCGGUCCUGUGGGCUGGCUGUCUGGCUGGCUGGCUGGCGGGCGCGCAAGGGAGCACUGUCCCCUGAGUGCUCCCUGUUCAGCUCCAUCACACGCGGUGUACUGAUGCCGGAGCCGGAAGAUGACGUCAUCUUCCGGCUCCGGUAUCAGUGUGGUGCGUGAGGGAGCCGAAGAGGGAGCACUCAGGGGACAGUGCUCCCUCGCGCGUCUGCCAGCCUGCCCGCCGGGUGACACCAGGGCCAGCCUCGUGGGGCCCUGAGGUGGCCGGCUCCUGGGCCCCCAGGAGAAGAGGCUGGCCACAGUGGGUACAUACCGUGUCGCAGGGUGGCCGGGCCCCCUGGUGGGCCGGGCCUGGUUGCAGCCGCGACCCCUGCGACCCCGGUAUGUACGCCACUGCAUAGGUCAUUUGAAGCUAAGUGGAGUUGUUGACCUAAAGCAGUGAGAACAUAUGAAAAUGAUAAAAUGAUGAAUGGUGCCGUUAUGGCUAAGGGCAACCUUUGGCACUCCAGGUGUUGUGGACUACAUUUUCCCUGAUGCUUUGCCAGCAUUAUGGCUAUCAAAGCAUUAUGGGUGAUGUGGUUCACAAUAUCUGGAGUGCUGAAGCUAGUCAACGCCUGGCUUAGCGCUUUCAAAGAAAUUGUAAUUGUUGCGAUUCAUGGUUGUGAUAACUGCUGCAACUAUUUUGAGUCUAUGGGUUUUAUUUUUCUAAAGUUGUGGUGAGUUGCCAACUGUAUUAUACAUUUUAUACCACAACACCAACAAAAAAAUAAAAAAAUAUAUUAAUGCUAAUACAGUGACCGAUGUUUGUAUUCUCUGAAGAAAGCUUAAUAAAAAUUGAUUUACAAAAAAAAAUAUUUAAUUUUGUCUCAACGUGCCCUUAUUUUUGCAACUCAGUUACCAACUCCCACAGCGAAUAAAUGCUUAUAGCUACAGGCAUCCAUCUCUGAGGUGAAAAUAAAUAUUUUUAACAAAAAACAUGAUUCUGUUUUUGUAGGUGUUGCAACGGCUCAUUAAGUCCAGAGGAAAAUCCCAAAGUAAACAUCUAAAUGUACAGUUAGUGGCUGCCGAUAAACUUGCACAGUGUCCUCCAGUAAGUAAACAUAAUAUUUCCCCUCAUUUAACUUGUUCCAAUGCUUAUUUGCCUCAUGUUUUCUCGUGUUUUCUUGACUCCUCUCGAAAUAAUAUCGAAAACACCUUAUUAUUAUACUUUUUUAGCAUCUUGGCUCUCGGACAGUCACUAUUAUAAACUCUGUGCUUUGCAUCUGACAUGUGAAUGCACACAGAAUAAUAAUGUAACAAUGUUUAUUUUUCUUUCUCUGGAGUAAACCGGAAUGUCAUUGGCUAAAUCAUUAAUAUAAAUAUAACGUGAUAUCACAUGAACAAAAAGGUAUAGCUCAUUGGCUCACUCCGCUGACACUCUCAGCCAAUGAGCCAUGCUUAGCUCCAGCUCCAUAGGAGGUCCAAUGCUUUGACUAAUCACCCUCUUAAGUGAGCCUUACACUAACAAUUCACCUUUCUUGUUUAAGCUUAAAACACAAAAUCUCUAAUGAGACAGAGAAACCCCUAUAGAUUUAUUAACCCUUAAUAGGGAACACAUGGGGUGGGUGUCAGCACUGUAACAUGUCUGUGCGAUACAAAAGCAAAUACAAACAUACAAAAUUAAGCCCUGCGCUUAAACUCCCACUACUCCUGGGCGGCAGAAAUGACUAUAGUACUCAUCAGCCCCAACACAUAGAAUAAAAAAACGAAAAAGUUAUCUACGCGCUAUUUCAAAUCCCUAUGUUUUUAUAUUCCCAUAAGACUAAUCAUAUAAGGCCUUCCAGCAUUUAAUAGAGCAGUAGUACUGUACUAUGGGCUCACAUUAGCUGUAUUCCAAUCACGCUUCACAUUUUUUAGUAAGUCGGUUUAUUCAUAUUGAUAAUGUGAAGUGCAGCCAGAACACUCCAUAAAUGGACCAACAUCAUGUAAAAGCAUUGCACAUUAAAUAAAGAAUGCCCAUUGUAAACAUUCACUGGAAACCUGGAAGGCAUUGGAUUGUGGUGGUCUGAUUUGUAAAAAUUCUGCAGCAGAGUUAGAAUGGCCUGAUUGAUAUAAUUAAUUAUCAUGACAGGGAUUAUUCUACACAUUAUUAAAUACAACUUCCAGUGCCUCACUUGUACUAAAUAUAAAUGUUAAUUCAUUAUUGUAGAAAAAUGGUGGCUCUCACGAAUCAUGGCAGUUGCUGUUCUAGAGCAGGUAAAUGGGUCUAACUUUUGUCCACCCCUAGUGUAGAAAACCGGCCAUGUGUAAUUAUUCUCUUAUAAGCUCUGUAUUAUCUCUUUUUAUUGCUAAACAUGUCGAAUAUCUAUCGAAUACCAUCCUUUGACCAAGAGUACUACUCUUAUCUAUAAUGUAAUACACUCUAACAUAGAGUAUUACAGUGAGCUGUAGAAGAAUACCAUCAGUGAGGUCUGGUGAUGUUUUAAGAUAGACUCCACCCCAACGCAGUAUUACAUCACUUCCUAAAAACUAACAAAAACGAAUAAGGGAUACUGGACUUAGAGGUGCAAUACAUAAUUUUGCCUCUAGAUGUCACCAAAGGAUAACAUUAAACUUUUCUAAUAAUUAUGAUUAUUGUUAUAUUUUACUAUCACUGUAUAUAGGUCCAACUUAUUCAACAUAAACGUAGCAAUUCUACAGUUAGGAUACAAACACAUAAACAACAAAAUAAUACUCUGUUAUGAUAAAGCAAAAUGCUAAUCAUGUCUGUAGCACUCUCUGCUAACAUAUGGAUUAGUAUUCUGCUCGUGAAAUAUUACAGUAUAACUCUGUCUACUUACCUUUUAUCUGCUUGUACACAGAAAGAUGACAAGCGUUUCAUACACGUGUACCUUGUUCAGUUUGUGAAUGAAAAGUAUGUUACUUAUUCAUUUUUGUUAAACCAGGAAAUGUUUGAUGUAAUCUUGGAUGAGAACCAGUUAGAAGACGCAUGUGAGCACCUGGCAGAGUAUCUAGAAGCUUACUGGAGGGCUACGCAUACCACAAGUAGUACGCCAAUGACCCCUCUCCUGGGCAGAAAUCUGGGAUCAACUGCACUUACAUCAUACCCAACAGCUAUCUCUGGAUUACAGGUAUUGCCAGGUCUCAGAGUGCAUUGACUAAUAUGUUUAUUAAUCAUUUUGUGAAUGUAUUCCUUAAAAAAACAAUGUCCUGUUAUUGUUAAGGGAUAAGUUAUCUGCCAUUGUACACCAUAUAGUCUUGGUUUAUAAGAAAUUGUUGGACACUUGGCAUCGACAAACUUCAAAUGUAUCUUUGCAAUUCUUUAUGCGAAAGUAGGUUUCUUUAUUUUUUAUAUUUAAUGUGUGUUUGUAUGUAGUAUGGUUUCAGGUUUGUAUUUUUUACCUUUUUUUUAAAUAUAGUCAAGGUACUCGAGUUCUGUUUCUACUCCUCGUAUACUGUUGAAGGCCACCUUCCCUUAUUGCUGUACAGUAAUUUGCUUUGAAUAAAGAAUUGUAAUUAUAAACAUAUUUUCCGGUUGAGGAUUGGAAUGAUUGGUUUAAAUUUGUACAAAAAAAAUAAAUAGAAUAAAACACAAUAAAAUUAACAGCAGCUAUUUACCCCCUUUCAACGGCUUUUAUUGGUGGCCGAGAAUAGCACCAAGGCUUUACAUAUGUGACACAUAUUGAAUGUGCUCUCCAUAUAUUUGUCUCUGUGUAUAUAUACACAUAUAUACAGUGGUAUCCUGGUUUUGUGCGCCCCCCCACCCCCGCACCACCCCACCCUUCCCCACUGCCCCGCCUUCUAAAUACAAACACACUCACUAAGAGACACAUACAGUUACUAGCAGACACACACAUUCACUAACAGACACGCAUACACUCUCACUAACAGACACACACAUAGUAACACACUCCCUAACAGACACACUCACUUACAGACACACUAACAGACCCACACACACACUAACAGACACUCACUAACACACACACACUCACUAACACACACACACUCACUAACAGACACACACACACACUAACACACACUCACUCACUAACACACAGACACACACUCACUCACUAACACACACACACACACUCACUAACAGACACACACACACACUAACAGACACUCACUAACACACACACAUUCACCAACACACACUCACUCACCAACACACACUCACUCACUAACACACACUCACUCACUCACUCACUCACUCUCACUCACUAACAGACACACACACUCACUAAGACACACACACACUCACUAACACACACUCACACACUUGUGGUUCUUUUUUUUAAAUUCAACCCCUCCCCAGCCUCCUUACCUUUGGGAAUGCUGGGGGGGGGAUUCUUCCUCUCCCUGGGGUCUAGUGGGGCUGCUGGGUGGUCGGGCGGGUGGCGCUGGCCGCAGAGUGAUGCCGGGAGCCGGAAUAUGACGUCAAAUGCCCUGGACUUUGCCCUGGGCAUUUGGGGGCGGCUUUUUUUGCUGCCCCCUGGAAAAUGCCGCCCAAGACAAAUGCCUUGUUUGCCUCGCAGCUAAAAUGUCCCUGCAUAUAUAUAUAUGCAUAUACUAAACAGUUAAAUCGUUUUUAUUAUGUUUGAUACUCAUUUUAUAUAGAAACAUCAAGCAUUUUCUUUAACUGUUUAGUCUUUUUGUGCCCCUCCAUUGUAUCUGUUUUUAUGAAAUAAGGAAAGUUUAAAUUUUUAUUGGAAUUUGGUAAAUCCUAGAAGAUAUGGCAAGUUCAGCUUUUCAAUGACCAUUUUAGUGGUAAGGUGUCUUGGCUAAGUCUAUUGUUUGACAUGUUCUCAAUCCUAUAUUCUUGUUGCAGAGUCAACGCAUGAGGCAUAGCAACCAUUCUACAGAAAACUCCCCCAUAGAAAGAAGAAGUCUAAUGACCUCAGAUGAAAAUUAUCAUAACGAAAGAGCUCGGAAGAGCAGGAAUCGCUUGUCUUCCAGUUCCCAGCAUAGUCGUGACCAUUAUCCCCUUGUGGAAGAAGAGUAUUCUGACUCGUAUGUGGACACUUACAAGCCUCACAGAAACCGUGGAUCUCCUGGAGGUUAUAGCCAUGACUCCAGACACAGGCUUUGAGUUUGGGAACUUGAUAUAGAGUAACGAUCAUCCACCUACUUGCUCCAGACUCCACCAGCAAUGCUUAAUUAUCUUAUGCAUUGUUGGUUAAUCAAUGCAUCCACAAGGGGUUUAUGUGAUUUCUCAUAACAUACAGAAGAUAGAACUACAGACCAUUUUAUUUUGCCAGAUAAAGGCAUCUUGUGAUGCUCUAUCACGGGUAAAAUAGUUGACACCCACAUAUAUAUAUAUAUGCAUAUACAUGUGUAGGUAGACAUUUAUUGUGCCCUAUUCACAAAUCUUUUACUGACAUUAACAUUAGAGUAGUAUCUUUUUUUGUGUAGAGUAUUAAACAUAUCCAUCUGUAAUCUAGAACAGGCAUUUCAAACUCUAGUCCUUGAAUUCCCCCAAUGUGGCAACUUUUGAAGACAUCCUUGCAUGUAGACUACAUGUAGGUUGAGUCUUUGGAACACGUGAAUCUCACAAAAUGGCUUCCCUCAUGCUUGAUUCACAUGUAUCCUCACAGGAUGAUAUUACAAAAAUAAAUUUUGGGGAUUUAAGGAUGAGUUAAUGUUUCCUGUUCUAGGGUACUUGUCAAGGCAUGUACAGGUCGGGGUGACCUCACUGUUUGUAUAAUUAAGGAUGUUUACAGAAAUUAAUACAUUUCUGCAGGGAAGCACUAAGUAAAGUUAAGAUUGAAAGUACCAUCUACAUUUGACUCGUUUUAGCCCUGCGGAAUGAUUUUAUUUAUUUUUAAAUGUCCCUGAUUAUAUCAGUGAUGGGUUCACCCUAGUAUGGGUACAAUUUCCUGAACUAGGAAAUUUCAAAUGAACAGUUCCAGUUGGAACCAAUUUAUAAGCCAGUUCCUGUUGGAAUUUGGGUAAAUUGACUGGAAAGUCUAUUUGAGCAUGUUGCAUUCGCUUACAAAUAAUAACAUUGGAGGACAGUAAUAGCCAAUGUUAAAAUGAAAAAAAAUAAUCUCUAUUGACGUUUAUUUUGUUAGAUCAUAGGAGGUAUUUUGUCUUAGUAUAUUACAGAAUGUAUAUCUAAAUGACACUAAUAUUACCAACACAUAUUUUCCAGUGUUUGACAAUUUAAAUUUGAAGAGGGCCAUACAGAGUAAAAAUUGCACAAAAUUUUAUUGUUGAUUGACGUAGAUUUAAUUAACUGUAGGAGUGAUUGAUUGGGCAAUAUUUUUUUAUGGGGCAAUAUUUAACUCAAAGUCACAUGCUUUGAGGAAAAGCACAGCAUAUAAACCACAAUAUGAUUUUCCAUUGAACACCAUCACCUGUUAUUAAUGACUAAUUAGACAUGAUUUGGUAGUUGUCAAAAAAAAUAGUACAUUAGAAGUCAGACAUAUUUUUGGAAAGAUAAUUACAGGAACGUACCACUGUUUUGGUAUUGAUGUAUGAAGCAAUCAGGGCACUAUUUUUAUCACCAAUAAUAUCAAUGUUUCAUUUAUUGAAAUGGUAAUUAUAUCCGAUAUAGUAGUAAGAGCAUUUAAAUACAUACAGUCACACAUGAGGUGUAUUUGAAAAGUGUAAGUUUUUUUGCAUCAGGCAGAGAAUAUACAUGUUUACCCUAUCCUACUGAUAAAACAGUAAGAUUAUUAAAUAUAUGUAUUUACAGGAUUCGUGUUUAUAAAUACGUUUUCUUGGGGGGUUUUUGUAGAACGAUUGUAUAAUCUGAUACAGAAAAAAUUUGUUUUUUAACAACGGGUGGCCAUAUAGAUAUAGAAUGCC
Molecule: messenger RNA, 65152 nt
Organism: Pelobates cultripes (western spadefoot toad)
Lineage: Eukaryota; Metazoa; Chordata; Amphibia; Anura; Pelobatidae
Source: the annotation of a GenBank genome assembly